Messenger RNA from Pelobates cultripes (western spadefoot toad), 45832 nucleotides. NCBI's taxonomy places the organism in Eukaryota, Metazoa, Chordata, Amphibia, Anura, Pelobatidae. The record is from the annotation of a GenBank genome assembly.
CCUAACCAUGCCCUACACAGGUUGCUCCGGGUGUCUCCUGCUCCCAGCUCGGCCACACCUCCCGGUAGCUCCAGCCCUGCAUUACUCACUCCUGCUGGCAGUACUGCUGCUGCCUCCUGUGAGAGUGCUGGAUGUUCUGCCAGGCUGGGAACUCUCCUGCCACAGGUAAGUCACUGCCCCCUCCCCCCUCGGCUGCCCACUGGCACUGCCCAUGCUGCUUCCUAAAGCUCAGUAAUUUUUAAUUAAUGGAUCUCCUUCAGCUUUAGCAAUCCCUUCCUCCCCGACAGCUACAUGUAAUAUCUCACAGGCACUAUUAUAAUAUAUACUCUGUCCUGUAUAUAUAAUAACCUACCUAUACAUACUGUAUAACCUACUCUACAUGGGUAUAUACCCUCCCUGCCCCUGUAUAUAUAAUAACCCACCUGGCAUACAUACUGUAUAACCCACUCUACAUGGGUAUAUACCCUCCCUGCCCCUGUAUAUAUAAUAACCCACCUGGCAUACAUACUGUAUAACCCACUCUACAUGGGUAUAUACCCUCCCUGCCCUUGCAUAUAUAAUAACUCACCUGGCAUACAUACUGUAUAACCCACUCUACAUGGGUAUAUACCCUCCCUGCCCCUGUAUAUAUAAUAACUCACCUGGCAUACAUACUGUAUAAUCCACUCUACAUGGGUAUAUACCCUCCCUGCCCUUGUAUAUAUAAUAACCCACCUGGCAUACAUACAGUAUAACCCACUCUACAUGGGUAUAUGCCCUCCCUGCCCCUGUAUAUAUAAUAACCCACCUGGCAUACAUACUGUAUAACCCACUCUACAUGGGUAUAUACCUUCCCUGCCCCUGUAUAUAUAAUAAUCCACCUUGCAUACAUACUCUAUAACCCACUUAUAUAGCCAGUGUAUAAUGCCCUCCCCCCGUAGUAUAUAUUUAAUAAACUAACUUGCAGUAUUCAUGUAAUUAUCCAUCUGUAUAAAUGUUAACUAACUUGGCAAAAUAUUUGUAACAUCACACAAUGUAUUUGUAAUAACCCCUGGAUGUUAUUACAUGUACAGUGCCAAGUAAAUGUAUCAUAUGUGGGCUGCCAGGAGAAUUAUUACAUAAGUUCUUAUGGUGAUUAUCACAUAUGCAUUGCCAGCUCAUAUAACAUAUGCAUUGUAUGGGUACAGUAUUCAAAUAAACUAGUGGAUUUACAAAAAUUACAAAUAAAGCGGGAUUUAGUAUAUGCUCCAAUUUUUGCUGCGGCAUAUGAUAUAUAAACUGUAUAGAUGUUUAUUAUAUAUAAAUUUUGGCAGGGAAUUCACUGCAUAUUACAGAUAUACUGUUACGGGAGUUAUUACAUAUACAGAUACUGUGUUAAGCACCUUGCACUAUGUUUGUAAUGUCCCCUUGCCUGUGACUACAUAAUGAGGAUUACAUAUAGAUUACAAUGUUAAGGAGACAUUUAUAAUGCAAUUGGAAAAGGCAUGUGAGUGAUGUAUGGCUCUUGGCUGACUAUGAUAAAGAGAGGUUUUCACUAAAAUAAGAAUGCAAAAUUUGAAACAUUCUCUAAGUCACCAGUGUUUCAGUACAGCUACUUUGGUACCAGAACACUCCCCCCCAACCCCGCCAACCCCCCAAAAAAAAAUAUAGCACUGGUAAUAUUAUUUAGAGAUUUUUAAUAUAACCAAAUGCUUUAUCACAAUCCUUUACAAAAUAUUUGUGGAUACAUAACAGUAACGAUAGUAAACUUAGAAUCUGGUAGAAUCAUACCAGCCAACCCAGUCCUCAAGUACCCCUCAACAGUCCAGGAUUUAGGGAUUACCCGGUUGUGUCUCAGGUGUUUUUAGAAGAAGAAAAAAACAACACUUUAGACACAGCAAGGUAAUCCCUAAAUCCUGGGCUGGUAGGGGGUUUUUGAGGACUGGGUUGGGAACCCCUGGACUAGAAUAAUAUUGCCAAUACUAGGGGAAGGACAGGUAGGUGUCUGGAGUUUAACAGAUUAUUAGCUAAAGUGAGAAUUGUCAGGAUGUCAAGUGUACUAAAUGUAAGUUUCAGAUUUAAGGCCAAAAUAGCUGAACUGAAAACAUUGUCCAACAGCUGGUGAUUUACUUUUUGUCUAGCCAUGGAUCAGUGAAUAAUGGUUUUGCUAAAUCUGGAUAUUGUUUACAUUACUGUUAAUUCCUACUUGGCUACUUUGGCCAAAAACCUGUACAACGCAUUACCAAUGACCUCUUAGAUAAUGACCCCUGAUGUACAUUACACAGUCUCUGGCACAGAUUAAGCAUGGCUCUAAUGUGCUCCUAUGAGGAAAGAUUUAUGCAUGAUAUUUGCAUAUGACUAAAUUUACAUAUUGUUCUGGCAUUCACUGGUCUGGGCUCUAGACCAGCUCAACCCAAGUCUACUGCAAGGCAGGUAUUUAUGAUGUAUUGAGAUUCUGUGAUUCUGUUUACUUGUUCAGACUCUGUACGCAUUCCUAGCACUGGUGGAUGAUGUCAUGGACUGCAUCUCUCACAAUGCUCUUACAACCAUAAUUCCGGCAAAGCAUCAGGGGAGAUGUAGUCUACCACAUGUCUAGAUGUUACUCUGGUAUAGCUGUGGAUGUGCUUUUUAUUAUAAUCUGGCAUCAUAAUUCAUCAUCCAAACUUGUCUGGAGACUCAUACAAAUAUUAAUUAAUUCAUUUACAGUUAUUUGUGCCAGGAUUGUAGUGUAGUUGCAAGUAGUUUCGUGUUUGAAGUCCUAAUAAAGGGCAUGUAUUAUUCACACAAAUAGUUCAAAAUAGUCAUCAUUGCUUGGAACUCAAUUAGCAAUACUACUAAAAGCCAUUUUUCUAGUUACCGACGGAGCUAAAUGAUCAUUUUAUGAGGGUGUUGUACAUAAAAUGCUCAAGUUAGGAACUGUUACGGGUAAUGACUUGGCUAAAGGAUACUGUAAGCAGCAUAACCACUGUAGCUAGUAGCAGCGGUUGUGAUGCCCGGUGUAGCCCUAGGUGCAGUCUCCAUAGUGUUUUUGAAACCACUUCUAAUGGUUAGAUGAAAACCCGGUGAUUUACUGGCACAGAGCCCACAAACUCUGUCUUAAAUGUCCUGAAAAGGGAUUUCAUACAUGUUGUAUGGUGUGGGCAUGUAUAAUAUAGUUUUGUUGUGCAGCGACAGAUUGUUAGCCCUUGGCCUUUUUGGUCAUCAGAUAGUUUACGUCAUCGAUGCACUGCUGCAACUGGUCACAGCAGAAUCCUGCUAUAGACCAGUACUAAAAGACUAUCAUUACACACAAUGCAUAAUCUCACAGUGCAAAUUUUUAUACAGAUAGAGAUUUUUUUUUGUUAAAACAAUUUGACAUCAAAUCUUGCACCAUAACCACUGUAUUAAGUAUUUCUUGUUAUGCUUGAUAUUGUGAAAUAUAAAUACACACAUCCUUGAUAAGUUUCCAGUAGGAGUAGGUUUUCAUUCAGUUUUUCUUUUUGUGAUCAUUAUGUUAGGGCCCUUUAAACUAACUUGUUCUGAUGGGGUAGUUUUAUAUUCUCCCUAAAAUAAGGUAGAUAUCCUUGUCAGCAACACUGUAAAAAUCGGGUAUCUAUUAAAAAAUGUCCCAUUUAAAAUUAGAAUUUUGAAAAUUUCAGUGUAAUUCUUCAGUCUUUUUGUAAGAUACUUAUCUCACAGAGUAGGCUGCUGGCAGGCAGCAAUGUUAUAUCCUGACAUUAGCUGGCAAUUAGCAGAACUAUGAACACUUCACAGCUUCAGAGCUGUGAAACAGGGAGUUAACUCCCUGGUAAGUCUUAUAAUAAACACUCUGCCUGCCUGUCUGUAAUGAUAUAUAUUAUGGGGAAUGUGUAUAAGUGUAUAUCAAGAUAAAUUGAAGUCAGUUUGUAAGUGUGUACCUGUAUACGUUAGUGUUGAAGGGGUUAUGUGCAAGGGAAUAUGUGUUUUAAGUACGUAUUUGAUAGUCAGCAUGUUAAGAGUAUAUAUCUGUAUAUAGAUAUGUUGGAAUGUGAAUAUUUAGCUCUUUUGGGGGUAUUCUAAUCAACAAUAACAACAAUCAGCAUCUCAAUGAAUAUUUCUGAAAAUUUGAUGGAACUUGUGAAUGUGUGUUUGUGCAUGCAAGGAUUGAAAACCAAAUGGUAAAAUUUACACAAAACUAAGAAAUAUGCAAAAAAUAUCCAACUCCGUUACAAUUGUUAUUGCUAAAUUUUGCUUUUGAUAUUUUAAUUUACAACAAUUUGGUGCUUAGUGACUAAGUCGAAUAUAGAAAGAAUAUCUUUGUGUAUAAGUGUUUGUAUGUAUAUGUGAGAUAGUGUUUGUGUGUCUAUGUGUAGGCUACCAUCACCCUUCUUGCAGUUAAAUAGUUAAAUGCUACAAUGCUGACCUGUCUAGUGACAUAACUGAUUAUUUAGCAGAGAUGAUGCUGUUUCUAAUCAUUUCAACCCAUUGUCUGAUUUUGCACUGCCCCUAAUUCCUCUGAGUUUCCAUUGUACAACAGAGCAGGCAGUGGAGUGCAGUCACUCUAGAAAUGAGUCUGAUAGAAACAGAUUGUUGGUACGUUGGUACUCUCUCUCUUAUUUCACUGCUGGAAGAUUUCAAUGUCUCUUUCCCAGUAACUUUCAGAAGCCGAUUAAACAUUUUUAUGAAAGAAAAAGUAGCAUUAUCAGUCUCAGGUUUAAUUAAAACCAUUAUUUGAUUGCAGAAAUGGAGCCAGAUCUUCAGUGUUGCUGCAGGUGAAGUUACAGGGUAAUAAAGGUAAGUAGUCAUUUAAUUCUUGGCAUCCUGUAAUUUAUAAAUCAAGUCUUUUGUCCUCUCUUUGCCUUUUUCUAACCCUGUAAUCAUCUGGAGUUUCUACGUUAACACCGGUCAUUAAACUAUUUGUUGUUAGAAUAAACCUCAACUGAAACGAAAAACGAUUCUGCUUACGCACACUCCUUGGAACGUUCUCUGAACUCUGCAAUAAGAAUAACCUCGCUUUCAUUAAAACUGUACAUUGAUUUUUAAUCAGUAAUUAAAAUAGCUGUAUAUAAAAUGAUGGGGGAGAUAUUCAUAAAUCAGUGAAUUUUAGAGAAUUUAAGGCUGAACUGCAUAUAUUAGGCUAAAAUAACUACUCUAGAACAAAUCUUCAACUCAGUUACUUUAAUUUAUUCUGAAUUUUCUCAUUGUUAUUUGCUGUUUAGUUAUGUUGUUUCUUCUUUGUGUCUGCCUGAGCAGUAUGGGAGUUGUAGCUGGCAGUUGGUAGGUUAACAGGUUUUAAACUUAGAUCUUGCAGAAGGCUUGAAAAUAAAUACCGUUAAAGUUUACAUUCAUUGUACGUCGGUCAUCCACAAGUAAAAAUGUUAAAGCAUUAAUUAAUUACUUGCUUUAAUUCAGAUUGUUACGUGUGACCAAUUCACAAUAUUUUACUAAUAGUCAUCAUAAACUUCACACAGUUUCAGGUUUGAUAAAAUAUUUUUCUUAACUCGAUUUUCCUGUUUCUCUAAACAUGAAUCUAACUAUAGGUAAAUACUUGCAACAACAAAUUGUGUUCUCAGUCUAAAUUCGCACGGUAGUUAUGUUAUCUUGUGUGUCCUAUUAUUGGGUUUGUAGAGAUAGAAGUUUCUCGGAACAGAACGUGUUAUCUGAGACCACAUAUCAAAGUUUUUGUUUUGGAAUUUUUUUUUUAAAUUUAAAAGUAGAGUAUUUUCCAUGAUGUUUGAUAAAUUUGUAUAUUUUGGCAUGGUUCGUAAAUUUGAAGUAAACAUAUGUGCACUUGCUUAAUUUUCCCUGACUGAUAUGCACCGAUUGCAUCAGAAAGUAUUCCACCAUCUAUUUUCAAUAGAAUGUCGACCAAAUAACAUAAAAAUUUAGCACAAUCAGAAAAUUGAGAUGGCACAUUGUUUAAUGCCUUGCUGAUCUUUUAAGGAAACAUCUAAGUUACAAAAUACAUAUUUUUUUAAGGAUCCUUUUUUCAAAAUAGAAUGAAAAACAAUCAGGGAAUUACAAAUUUUAAGCUAGACUAUAGGAAUUGAAAAUUUCUCCAAUGAAGCUAUUGGGCUAAAAUGUGUCGCAAAUACCAAGCAGUUUUCAAAUGUCAGGCUGAAAUUUGAAAUGUUCCAGUAAACCAUUAAAUGCUCCAAUACCAUUAGGUUGGGUGAUGAAAAGCGGGGCUUUCACAACAGAGAUGUAGCGACACUUCCAUGGUGUUAAGACCUCCGUAGAGGUCAGAUCUCGCCAUAUGAGUGACUUAGUUAAACAGUGACCAUCACUACCAGUGAGAUAGUGUAGUGAAUAGAGCUUCAGUUGCAGUAUCUCAGAGACACAAGCUUGAUUCUUGACACUAGAGUCACGUCAGUGCACUUUUUCAUUCUUCCAAGGUCAAUAAAAUGAAUACCAUUAAGUUGGGUAACAAUUAUCCCUAGAUACCAAGGGAUUUCGGCAUUUGGGAUUUCCGUAGAAAAGUCGAAAUCUAGUUCUUCUGGUUAAAACCAGUGAUGGUAUUACUGUCCUAUGUUGUUUCUAAAAUAUUUUUCAAGGUUUUAUUCUCUCUCUCUCUCUCUAUGUCCUCCAAACAGGAGAAUCUUGGGUAGUAUCUUCUAGAUCCUUUGAUUUUGGAACAACGAAUGGAUAAUGGCUGCAGAGUUUAUAAAGAGUUGCUGUAAAGGGUGCUUUUACAGUGACAAGAACAAAGGUAUGGACGCACUGGCUAUUAUAAAUACUAUUCUUGUCUUGAGAUUGACUCCUGGUUGACUAUUGGUGUAAUGGAGCAAGAUAUGUAUGGGGGUUGAUUGGAGCAUAGAAACAUAGAAUGUGACGACAGAUAAGAACCAGUCGGCCCAUCUAGUCUGCCCAAUUUUCUAAAUACUUUUAUCAGUCCCUGGCCUUAUCUUAUAGUUAGGAUAGAAAGAAACGCGUUAGAUCGUAUUCAUAUUUUCUAUAUUUUAUUUUAAUGGGCAAUUGUGCCUAAAAUAAAUCUACUUAUUCAACACUUCUGAAUUUUGAACCUGAUUGUAUCUGGAGCUACCUGAGCCUGCUAAUUAGUCACCAUCCUCUACGGUGGAAGCGGUCCAGCACAAUCCCUUAGUGGAUUUUAAGGCGCUUUACUCAUUUAAAUCCUGUGAGUGCAACCAUUAUUGCAGUGUCUUAUUUACUUAACUGUACAUCACCAUGUUUUUUUUUUUAUUCUUUAUUUUUAUCAUGCUUUGAGUAAAUAACAUACAAGCUCGUGGUGCCCCAAUAGUAUUCCCCGAGCAUAAUUUUCAGGCAUAACAGUUGGAGCAUUGAAAUUAUCGGCACAUUUUGAAAUGUUAAAGUAAUGUUGCUUAGAUCAGAAUGUUAGUAAGUACAAGUUACAUUAGCAUGGGUUAUGAUUACAAGAAGUUAAUUAACAUGUCUGACUUCAUCAUCCUAUCCAGCUACUAAGUUGCUUGAGGUCUGUAGCUGGCUGUAUAAUUAGUGCAAUUAUAUGAUAAGCAGGCAAGUGUACAGAUGUUUUUAUACAGCAAGUAUCUUAGUUGGGCUAUUAUUCAUAUAUUUAUUUUUGUUGGGCAUUGCAUUACACUGAUGUAUAUCUGUCACUUUAGAAAAAUAAACAGAGUGAUAUUGCACAUAUUACACAUAUACAGUGAUUGCGAUUAUGUGUGCUGUUUAUUUUUAUAUUGUAGCUUGUAGCUGUAUCCCUAUUUCCUGUGUUUUCAUACAUCUUAUAGCUAGGAUAGCCUUAUGCCUAAUAAAUAUUCUGGUAAAAGUUUUUACCUCAUCUGGCCAUGAGGAGUUGUUCAAAACUGAAUUUCAAAUGUGAGACCAAAAUAGAUGAACUGGAAGCAUAGCUGACUUGGAGAUUGUUUCUAAAUCAGUCAUUUUUGCCUACAUUUGAAAUUAACUUUGAAUAACCCUCUGAAUGUCACAUCAUUCGGGAGAAGAUGAAAGAGUUUGAGAUGGGUUGAGAGAGAGGGUGUUUGACAGAGAAUGGGAGAAAAGAUGUACUUUGGCUUGGACUGGGGGCAAGAACUGAGCCAGGACGUCUUUGUUCAGGAACUAGUUUGAAUGGAUUGAGGAAGUGACAUUGACUGGGGAAAGGAAGUAAGCUGGCGAAGACUCGAGGUGGAAAAAUAUCGAGGCCUGGUCUUUUGCAUGCAAUGACUCAUAAAGUUAUUCACUAAAUUGUAUGAAUUGUUUGAAAUUCAAAGUGAUUUUUUAUUAAAAUUUUAGGCUACAGUAGCCAAAUUGGAAAAUAAAAAUCCUAGUUAACUGUGUUCAGUUUGGCUAUUUUGGCAUCAAAUGGGAAAUUUACUUUGAAUUCACUUUGUGUUACCAAAAAUUCACAAUUUAUUUAAUAACCUUACCAGUGUAAGGAAACAAUUUGACACAAGACAGUGGGCAUGUAGCUAAAUGGGUGUAAACAUGAAGCGGUAACCAGCUUGGUAUGAAGAGACUGGGAGCAGGCAACCAAUUUGGCAGAGGAUCCACUUUGGCAUUGGGUGGGGAAUUUGAAGCUGCUUGGAUGGGCUGAGGGUACGGGAUCAGUUUGACAGAGACAGAGCAAGGCAUGACAAAGAAGAAGUAUGACAUUUACAGUCGACAGGUAUAAAUGCUUUACAUGCUGGUUUGUGGAAUCCUUGUGAAAGGUACCGUUAUUCAUCCCACAAUGAUAACGCAUACUGGUUUUUGUUAGAUGACACAAGACGUUGUGGGAGUGCGUAUAGACACUUGGGAUGCUCCACAACAAGAACUCUUUGGACAAAAACAUUGUCUGAUCAAAUUUAGUACAUUGCUAUUUGCUAGUAGAGUAUUUAUCACGUUAUUGAUCAGUGAGAAAGUGGCUUGGAUUGAAUGGAAUCGUUGUCCUAUUGCCAGCCUUACAUGUCCCUUUAAAUGUCGUUCUUUUAGCGCGCUGUUCAUGAGUGAGCUGGCAUUUGAUUUUGCAAACUCGAGGAAUAAAAGCCAAAGGAUUGGGAGGCACCAUAUUUCCUCAUAUAUUUACUAAGGGAGUCCGUACACAGGAACUAUUAUCUCACUACUCCUCCGUGUUACUCAGUCAUCAUCUUGGACUGAUGAAAUCGCUUCCUUUGCUAUUUCUUUUGGAUAGCCUAGCCUAGAUGCUUACUUACCCUAGUGUGCAUUAAAAUUUAACACUUCCAGGGCUAUCUAUAAAACUUUAAAAUGUACUUAGAAUCAGGAGUGGCAACAGAACUUUAAAGGAACAUCAUAGCGUUAGGAAUACAAAACAGUGCUCAAAAUGCUUCAGUUUUCCUGUCCCUUGUUAUAGAUGUUGUCUCCCCCAUUUGUGCCAUAAAAACAAUGAAAAUGGUCCAUUUCAACAUUCCAAUGAUCCUCAUAGCGGAGCAUUGGAGACCCGAUGCAGAUAUAUGGCAAUCAUUUUUUAUUUUUUUUUGUGGUAAUUUCUCCUAAUAUGCAACAAACUCACAUGAAUAAAUGGAAAGUAAUAUUAAAAAAAAUAUCCCUCCACAUGUAUCCAAUUAUCAUUACCAUUAUCACCACUUUCAAACAGAGAAGGUUAUUUACUAAAUUGAGAAUUCUAAGUAAAUUUCAAAAUUUAGGCCACAAUAGCAGAAUUAAAACUCUUCUUCAAGUCAGUUCUGUUUUCAGUUUGACUAUUUUGUUUUAAAUUGUUUUUAUUUUGCACGUUAAGUGGGAUCAGACAUAGAUCAUAUGCGAAAAAAUUGAUGCACUGUUGCCUUCGCAGAGGCGCAAUAAAUCAGAUAAUACACAUAUAGUGCGUAUGGUUGCCUGCGCAGAGGCAUAAAGGGCUUCAAAUAUAGGCAUCUUUAGAUCAGUCGCGUUUAACCAGUGUCGGCAUAGUGCACUGCACAGAAAAACUUAGUCUGGUUUGAUUAAUGGCAAUUUACUUACACAUAACUGUAAUGCUUAUAAUAACAAGGUUUGUAAACUUAUAUUGCUUAAAAUUAAUGUUACUAGUAAUACGGAUGAUCUGCAUGUUUGCAGCUUACUUUUAGAAAAUCAAAUAAAAUUUGCGGUCAUGUGUUCAGCUUAGGUUUCCUUUGCCCUCCGGCCUGAGUGCUUAGUACAUGUUGAGAGCAUUAUGGUGUUGGACAGCAUAUAUCGGUGUCAUGUAAAACAUUGCCUGUGUAGGCUAAGCGAAGCAGCUAAUUUGCAUAACAAUCAUAUGGCAGAGGCAUGUACCGGGAAGCAUAGUGUUGAUCAGUUAAAACGGUCAAUGCCUGGUAAGGCGAAGAAGUUACCGUGUGCGGGCCUAUGUUGCGGUACUCAUGAUACGAAUGGAGUUUGCAGCUAUAUGUUUAAACUUGGCAAAAACAAGAACAUGCUGUUACGAGCUAGUGCUGUAUAGGGAGCGCGUUAAAAAACGAUUGAACCAUUAACUGAGGGGUAUAUCUUCGUUAUGCAUUUUAGACCGUUGCACAGUUGUGUGGUCCAAGUUAUUUCCGGUUACUUGUAGACAUAUGGUCAUGCGGUCUGGUAUUUAAUGUUGUUGGCCUGCUGAGAAGGCUAGCGUGUUAGUGUGUGUUCUGUGUGCUGUGUGGUGUGUGGGUCUGUGUGUGAGCCUCAAUCAUAUGGACCGUAUUUGUCAGAUAGUUUGGUUCAGAUUCUGGUGUCUGGGUGUCUGUGAGUGUCUCAUUUAGGAUGUGUUCAUGUGUGGGAGGGUCAUGAAUUUGGGAAAAGGGAUGGGUUGAAGAACAGAACAGAAUGAGGAGAAGAGGGAUGUGGGAGGGGAUUAGAAGAGAGAGUAGCAUUAAGACGGGUGGGCAUCUCCGCCGUCCCACCGAUCUGUACCCCCAUUCUCCGUCCCAGACCGACCAGCCCCGCCGUCAUCACCUGUGGUCAACUCUCGCUGGUUCCCUGUCCGCUCCUCCCUAAGUUCUGGUGUAGUUAAGAGGGACACGAAGCCGUCUGAGGUGACAUAUUUCAGCCAGUAGAACCACCUCUUCGUGUAUUUUUCUUUCGCCAUCGCUGUGUUUGCCUUCAAGUCCUCGAAGUUCCUGAUGUUCUCCACCUCCUCCACCCAUCGUCCGAGCGGGGGGGUGCGUGGUUGCUUCCAAAAGAUAGGGCAGUUUGACUAUUUUGCCCUCAGAUUGGAAAUUUACUUCAAAUGCCAGGCUUUUCUGCUUUUGUGAAUAGCUUUGUUGAUUUGCCACGCAUAAUCUCUGUGCUGCACAUCCAACAGAGACCCUGAUCUAAUAGUGUAGGGUAAAUUAUACUCUGCAUAAAUUAUAUUUAUUUUAUCUAGUAAAAUAUAGUGAUUCAAGUAAAAGGAACACUCCUUGACACCAUAACAACUUAAUUCCGAUGAGGUCGUGAUGGUGCCCAAACUGUACCUUUAAGGAGUGUUAGUAGACAUUUAUUCCUUCCUAAAUUUUGUAAAAUAUUAGCCCCAGGGAAAUUCAUUUAAUAAACAAUGGACUGUACUCUCAUACCUCCCAACUGUCUCUGAUCAGGCAGGGUAGUCUUAAUUUGUAAACUCUGUCCUGCCAUCCCGGAUUAUUCAUCUGGUAUUCCUCUUCUUAGGAACAUUAACUGAAAUAAAAAAAUAUACAAAAUGUGUGUGAUAGUGGUCCUUAAAACACUUGAAUAAUAUAUAUAUAGGUGAUAGCAGCUGUAACACUCAGUGGACAGCCCACGCUGUGAUUCACAUUAAAUUCAACAAACCAAAACGAAUUGUUUAGGUGAUAAACCGAGAAAAACAAUUAAAAUGAUUUAAGUGCUCAGAUGUGAUAUAUAACUUGCCCUGUUUUUCAUGUGAUCCAUGUAAAAAUUUAAGUCAAUAAAAUCAAUCCAAGCCAGUGUUAAUUUUGUCGACUAACAAUUUAGUCAAAUUUUAGUUGGCUAACAUUUUUGAGAUUUAGUCGACAAAAACUAAAACAAUUCAGAUGACUAAAAUACGACUAAAACUAAAAUGGCCUUUUAGUCAAAAGGCUAUGACUAAAACUACAUUGAAAUCAGCCGCCAAAAUGAACACUGAUCCAAGCACACAAGUUAGAGCUCUUCAGACUGUGAAAGACGAUAACGAUAUACUUACACGUGUGCUUCUUUGCAGCAUGUACACUGAGCAAUCACACUUUCAGGGUUAUUCACAUAAAGUGAGAAUUGUUAGGAUUUCACUAGCUGUGUUCAAUGGGAUCUUGGCACAUUGAAAUAAAUGACAUUAAAUAUGCAACCACAAGGUGUGAAACAUUGAAUGUGAAGUUUUAUUACAUUUGGUGGAGAUCGUUCCACAGAUCUUACUCAAAUAUUGUCAGAACUGUAAAGCAAACACAUCAUAUAAACAGACAUUUGACUUCUAUGAGUUUGUGUGUCGUAUACAGGACAGCACAUACAUUUUUUUUUACAAUUUUAUUCUAACUUUUACAUGUUGGGAUGUAUUAGGAUUGACUUUUUCACAAUGUUUUCCUAGACAUAUAUCACUUGUGCGCGAUGUGUCGUGCUACAUAAAAUAUUCUGUUCUGAAGUAUACUGAAUUAAAGUGUUAUUUUGCAAGGAAGUCCCAUGCCUCUGACCCCCUCUGCUAACAACUUAGAUCUCAUUCAGAGCUGCCACAGUAUGUAGUUUUCUUCCUGCCCAUCCAAUAACUGUAUGAUGGGCUAUGCAAGGGAAAGACAAUUUUCGCCACUCCAUGUGUUGUGGACCACAUCUCCCAUGAUGCUUUGCUAGCAUUAUGGCUGUAAGAGCAUUAUGGGAGAAGUUGUCCACAACAUCUGGAGUGCGAAAGGUUGCCCAACCAUGCAAGUUUCCAUAUACUCCACUACUUACUGUGAAGGAGCCUGAACUGUUUUGAUGUGAUCACAGCUAUAGCUCCAUUCGCAGAACUGGAUGAAGCUGUUGUGGAUAUGGAUCUGCUGAACUACAUAUCCUAUGAACCUCUGCUUUCCAGAGAAACAUGGUAGAUCUGGCAGCCAUAGAUGUAUUGGAUGUAUCAUGUGUAGAUGUAUCAGGGAAAUAUCUUAAAAUAAUAAAACUUACAGGAUCAGAAUCAGAUCAAAGAUGGGGCACUAAAGUAGCAUUUAAAUUAGGUAUCUCAAACUCUGGCUCCCGAGAUUUUGCAAAACUACAACUCCCAUGAUUCCCUGGAUAUCUGCUUAAUUCAAGUAUAUUGUGGGUUUUGUAGACCAUCAACAUCCUCCCAGCCAGAGUUUGAAAUCUGUGAUUUAAGCCAAAACUGAAUGUUCACGUUCACCUUCCUGAAUACAAGAUAAGAUUUUUGGUUUUCAUUUUAUACUUUAAUCACCAUAACCUCUAAAUUUAUAAGCACCGUGACCUCCAAAUCUCAUUGGAGUAUUUAUGGUGCCUGGAUUCACAGUUGCCAUCCAAAUAGUUGUUGUUAAAUGACUUUUGAGUGGUUUAACCCUCAGUGAGGGUUCACAGCACCUGCAUUCAGCCUAUCACAAAUUGGUGUGGCUAAGGCAAAGUGUAAAUCUGUAGGCACCCAGAAGCAUUUACUCGUACAAGCGAAGUUUGAUGAGAAGUGAGAUUAAGUGGUGAUGGUGCCUAGAAUGUGCUUACACCAUGCAAACACAGACAGAGAGAGAUAUCCUUGUUUGACAUUAAUGGAGAUUUAUCAAAGUGUUGUGUUCUGAAAAGUAGUUUAAAGAUGUAAAAUGGGAGAAGUCACCAAUAGAAAGUGUCCACGUUUUUCAGUGAUUUCCACGGCCCCACUUUUUGUACUUUGCAAACAUUUUAAAGAACAUGACUCUAUAGUAAAUCACCCCCACUAUGUUCAGUAUAAUCUUACCCAGGUAAGAUAACAAUGUGCUUUCAUCUCUUCCAGCUCUGACUGAAAAAGACUCCUCUGGUGAGGCCAGAAAAGGAUCCCAUAUUGUGGGCUUGCCAGCAAUUACCUCGGUCUCAAUAAAGAGACAAGUGGGAUGUACAGAAGAUUACUUGCUUUCCAAACUGCCAUCUGAUGGACGAGAUGUGCCAUUUGUCGUUCCAACAUUUAAGCCAUCCUAUAUACAACCCCGAACCCUUACAAGCCCAUCUCACCAGGACGGAAUUAAAGGUAUUGCUUAAUUCAUGUAAGAGUGCAUAAGUGUACACUGACCAGCCACAACAUUAAAUCCACUGACAGGUGAAGUGAAUAACAUUGAUUAUAUCAUUACAAUGGCACCUUUCAAGGGGUGGGAAAUAUGAGACAUCACGUGUACAGUUAGCUCUUGAAUUCCAUGUGUUGGAAACAGGAAAAAUGGGCAAGUGAAAAGAUCUGAGUAACUUUUUUAAAUGCCAAAAAGUGAUGGCUAGAAAACUCGGUUAGAGCUAGAUGAGUGCCCAAGACUCUUUGAUGCAUGCAGGGAGUUAAGGCUAGCCCAUCUGAUCCGAUCAACCCGAAGAACUUCUGUCGUUUAAAUUGCUGAGAAAUGUAAUGCUGGCUAUGGUAGAAAGGUGUCCGAACACACAGUGCAUCACACUUUGCUGCGUAGACGCAGACAUGUCAGAGUGCCCAUGAUGUCCACAGUCCACAGCCGAAGUGCCUCCAAUGAGGACGUGAGCAUUAGAACUGGACCAUGGAGCAAUAGAAGAAAGUUACCUGGUCUGAUGAAUCAGGUUUUCUUUUAGAUCAGGCAGAUGGCCAGGUGUGUGUGUGCGUGCGCGUCAUUUUCCUGGGGAAGAGAUGGCAGCAGGAUGCACUAUGGGAUGAAGGCAGGCCGGCGGAGGCAGUGUUAUACUCUGGGCAAUGUUCUUCUGGGAAACCUUGGGUCUUGGCAUUCAUGUGGAUGUUACUUUGACACAUAACACAUACCUAGAGAUUGCUGAAGAACCCGUACAUCUCUUCAUGGCAAUUGUGUUCCCUUAUGGCAAUGACCUCUUUCAGCAGGAUAAUGUACCCUGCCACACUGCAAAAAAUUGUACAGGAAUGGUUUGAGGAACAUGACAAAGAGCUUAAGAUGUUGCCUUGGCCUCUAAAUUCCCUAAAUCUAAAUCAGAUUGAACAUCUUUGGGAUAUACAGGAACAACCAAUCUGAUUCAUGGAGUCCCCACCUCACAACUUGAAGGACAUAAAGGACCGACUGCUAAUGCCUUGGUGCCAGAUACCACAGGUCAAGGUCAAAACUCUUGUUGAGUCCAUGCUUUGACCCAUCAGAGCUGUCUUCGGACCUAAACAAAGAAUUUGAGAACUCCGAGAACGGACAAAAGCUUAGAGAAACUCAGUAGCUUGCCCUGCGGUAAAUCCUCGCUCAGGUCUCAAAAUAUUUUUGGCUCACUUGUCCCGUUACAGAGAGAACAUAUCUGAAGCAUAUCAGACUAAUUCUACCUGUAAAAGCAGUCCUGAAUAGAAAUGCCAGCAAGUUCUCUCUGUCUUCGAACCUACACAAUAGUAGGCAGGCGGUUUUAAUGUUGUGGCUGAUUACUACAUAUAUACCUAUAUGUGGGUAUGUUUGUGUACAUGUAUAGUGUUAAAUAAUUGACAUUUAUUUAUCUUUUCCUAUUGAGGAUCUGCCAGAGCCACCUUUACUGAUAGAAAAGCAGAGCUUUCCAACUUCUAUCAACAAGGACCCAACUUAGAUGUAAUUUACAACCCCAGCUAUAUCCCACCGCAUAUUUCUCCUGAUCUGAACCGGCGAACCAAGCUGCAUGCAGACCCUGUUAGACUAUACGGAUCAGGUGAGACUUUACGGGAGGGAUGGGCAUGGGGCUCUGUUACACCAUGUAGAUCAGGUGAGACCUGUAUGAGAUGGGCAUGGGGCUCUGUUACACCAUGUAGAUCAGGUGAGACCUGUAUGAGAUGGGCAUGGGACUCUGUUAUACCAUGUAGAUUAGGUGAGACCUGUAUGAGAAGGGCAUUGUGGGUACCUGCCUACAGAUGCUGGGCAAGUGGUACAGGUGUACUGUUUCUCGGCAAGAGGCAUCUGUCUUCACGUUAAACUUAAAAUCAAUUAUUUUUCAAUAAUGAUAAAAUGUGUUAAAAUGUUGAAUUUAUAAAGAUGAUGGUGCAAUAUAUACUUACAAAAUGUAUGCAGAAAACUAUUAAGACAAGAAAGAAUUUACAUAUUUUUUCUUUUUUAGUUAAAAAACAUAUAUUUGUUCCUUAAAAUACAUAAUAGUAAUUAAUUUAACAUCAUAUCGAUUGUCCCAGAAUAUCCCCAUGUCCCUUUAAAUUAAAAUACAAUGCAGAAGUCUGGCUGUCUCUGGGUGUAAGCUACAUCUAUGAGCAGACGAUGAACAAUUUUAUAUCCUUUGUUCCUGAUGCUUUCUCAAUCCUUGCAGCGGUCAGUGUUAAUAACCAGGAACAAGUCAUGUGUUACUAGUGAUGACUGUCCCACUAAUCGCACACAUAUUUAUAUAUCCUACAAAAUAUUUAUCAGUUAUUUAAAGUUGCAUUGUCACUGGAAAUUCUAUACGCAUCAUCUUAGAGCACGUCUAAGGAAAACAUUUUUUUUCCAAUAAAAGAUUUCUUGAUAAUCUAGGGCAGUGGUUCCCAACCCAGUCCUCAAGUACCCAUUACCAGUCCAGGAUCACCCAGUUGUUUCUAAGGUGUUUUUAGAACUGAAGUUUCCUGUUCAGUGAGAAGAUGGGAGCUAAUUUGAAAAUCACAGACUCUGAUUGGCUGCUGAAAUCACAUGCUCUCUUAUUUUGGUAUCAGUUUCAAUUGUAUGUUGCAUUUGCACUGAAUAACUGUUAGGUAUUCAAAGAAAAGUACAGAUAACCUCCUAAGCGGAAGCCUAGGGAGGCUAUGUAUUUUAAUAUUUUUCUGACUUGUUUUCGUAAGAAAACAAUUAAAAUUGUCAGAAAAGGGGGACGGACCUAACUUCCUAGAUGACGCAUCGAUUGGAUGUUCUGAGUUGAAUGCGUAUUAAUCACACUUUUAUCAAAUUAUUUACAGCAUACAUUUAUCUGCACUGAUUGCAGUUACUUUACUUUACACUUGUGGGGCUCCUUCAUAUAUGUAAUUUUGACUCUGCUACGACCACGUUUUGGUGAAUAUGGAUUGUGGUAGGUCAACGUGGGUGACAGGAAGGUGGCUGAUCCCUCUGCCCUUGGAAUCACACAUAUCUACAGAAUCUACUUGAGUCUUCUAUAUAGCCCCCCGUCGGUGUGGGUUAUCUCACCUACCACUAUUGUUGUUGUGCCCAGUUGUACACUACAUAACGCAAGCCAUGGGAGCGGCAUUUCCUUUAAAAUGGUGGACACCACAUACUUACUUGACUCUAGAGGCCAGCAGUCUCCCAUCCUGAAUAGACUGGAUCAGUUAUUUGCAGCUUUCUGGGCCAGGAUCCACUAUUGAAUGCCACCUGUGCACCAAAAAAGAAGAUACCUACCUUUCCUGCAAAUUCUGUACUGGUUCUUUCAGUGUACAGGGAGGCCCAUCCACAUGAGCAAGCUGGGGCCUAUGGCUACAUGACCUGAGAGGCCAUGGAAAUCUUUGCCCCUUUUGUGCUCUACUUAUGCUGAGAGCUGGAAUGUAGCAUCUUCCCAGCCACAUUGGGACAAAGCUGUAGGGAGCUGAGCAGCAAACCACUGGACACCAGGGAUAAUGCGCCAAAUAUAAAUCAAGUGUGUGUGUGAGUCUAUGAAUGUGAGUAUGUGGUAUGUGCAUGUGUGUACGAGUCUGCAUGUAUGAAUGUGUGUGUGUAUGAAUGGGAGUGUUUGUGAGUGAAUGAGUGAGUGAAUGUAUGAAUGUUGGUGUGUGUGUGCGUGCGUGUGUGUGAAGAAUUAAAGCAUGUAUGCAUAUACAUGUUAGUGUGUGUGAAUGUGAGCAUGUAUCUGUAUGAAUGUUUGUGUAUCAAUGUAUACUGAACAAAAUUAUAAAUGCAAGACUUGUUUUUUCCCCCAUUUUUCAUAAGCUGAACUCAAAGAUCUAAGACUUUUUCUAAACCUGUCUUAGUGAGCACUUCUCAUUUGUCGAGAUAAUCUAUCCACCUCACAGGUGUGGCAUAGCAAGAUGCUGAUUAAAUAGCAUGAUUACUGCACAGGUGUACCUUAGGCUGGUCACAAUAAGAAGCCACUCUAGAACGUGCAGUUUUACUGUAUUGGGAGGGUCCAGGGGGGUCCAAAAACCAGUCAGUAUCUCGCGUGACCACCUUUUGCCUCACGCAGUGCAACACAUCUCCUUCGCAUAGAGUUGAUCAGAUUGCUGAUUGUGGUCUGUGGAAUGUCGGUCCACUCCUCUUUAAUGGCUGUGCAAAGUUGCUGGAUAUUGGCAGGACUUGGAACACGCUGUCGUAUACGCCGAUCCAGAGCAUCCCAAACAUGCUCAAUGGGUGACAUAUCCGGUGCGUAUGCUGGCCAUGCAAGAACUGGGAUGUUUUCAGGUCCCAGGAAUUGUGUACAGACCCUUGCAACAUGGGGAUGUGCAUUAUCAUGCUGCAACAUGAGGUGAUGGUCGUGGAUGAAUGGCACAACUAUGGACCUCAGGAUCUCAUCACGGUAUAUCUGUGCAUUCAAAAUGCCAUCAGUAAAAUGCACCUGUGUUCGUUGUCCAUAACAUACGCCUGAUCAUACCAUAACCCCACCGCCACCAUGGGCCACUCGAUCGACAAUGUUGACAUCAGCAAUUGCUUACUCACACAACGCCAUACAUGCUGUCUGCCAUUUGCCCUGUACAGUGAAAAACUGGAUUUAUCCUUGAAGAGAACACCUCUCCAAAGUGCCAGACGCCAUCGAAUGUGAGCAUUUGCCCACUCAAGUCAGUUACGCGGAAGAACUGCAGUCAUGGCGAGACCCUGAUGAGGACGACGAGCAUGCAGAUGAGCUUCCCUGAGACGACUUCUGACAGUUUGUGCAGAAAUUCUUUGGUUAUGCAAACCGAUUGUUGCAGAAGCUGUCCGGGUGGUUGGUCUCAGACGAUCUUGGAGGUGAAGAUGCUGGAUGUGGAGGUCCUGGGCUGGUGUGGUUACAAGUGGUCUGUGAUUGUGAGGCCGGUUAGAUGUUCUCUGAAACGCCUUUGGAGAUGGAGAGAAAUGAACAUUCAAUUCACGGGCAACAGCUCUGGUGGAUAUUCCUGCAGUCAGCAUGCCAAUUGCACUUUCCCUCAAAACGUGCGACAUCUGCGGCAUUGUGCUGUGUGAUAAUACUGCACAUUUUAGAGUGGCCUUUUAUUGUGGCCAGCCUAAGGCACACCUGUGCAAUAAUCAUGCUGUCUAAUCAGCAUCAUGAUAUGCCACACCUGUGAGGUGGAUGGAUUAUUUCGGCAAAGUAGAAGUGCUCACUAAUACAGAUUUAGACAGAUUUGUGAACAAUAUUUGAGAUCUUUGAGUUCUGCUUAUGAAAAAUGGAGGCAAAAACAAAAGUGUUGCGUUUAUAAUUUUGUUCAGUGUAUGUGUGUGUACAUAAAUGUGAGUGCAUGUGUUUGUAAUUUCCCUAACAAAAGGGUAUUAUGAGCAUUUCAGAGAAGCAAAUAAUAAAAUAAAAUUAUACAGUGUGUGUGUUUGGGGAGGGAUGCCUUUAUACAUUAAUUCCCUGGUACCAGAUAACUUAGGUACUCCCAGAGGCAUAACUAGAAUCCACCGGGCCCCGGUGCGGAAAUUUCCCUGGGGCCCCUCCUCCUUGAUGUCUCAUUCACUCAUUCCCACCCCCCUAUUUGUCUAAUUCCCUCGACCCCAAAGUCCAUUCCCUCCCCCAUCCCCUUCAUGUGUCCCAUUCCCUCCUUCCCCCAUCCCCUUCAUGUGUCCCAUUCCCUCCUCCCUCCCAGCCCCUCCAUGUGUCCCAUUCCCUCUGCCCUCAGCCCAUCUAUGUUUCCCAUUCUCUCCUCCCUCCCAGCCCCCUCCAGGUGUCCAAUAUCUCCUACCUCCCCACCAGGUGUCGCAUUCCUACCUCUAUCCCCCUCAUGUGUGCCAUUCCUACCUCUCUCUCUCCCCCCCUCCCCUCCAUAUGUCCCAUUGUUACCUCUCUCCCCCCUCUCUGUGUCCCAUUGUUACCUCUCUCUCCCCUCCAUGGGCGUCAUUCCUACCUCUCUCUCUCCCUUCCAGGACCAGCAUUUCCCGGCCUGCUGCGGUUCCCGGUUUGACAGAAAGUGCUCUGUCAGUGAGCACUUCCUGUCAGACUACUCGGCCACGCUACACACAGGCAGGAGGGGAGCUCUCCCCUCCUGUCAACAUCAGGAACCGCAGACCCGGGCCCGUGCAGCUGUGCACUGGCCCAUAAGUUAUCCAGGCAGCCCACAGUCGCAGCGGUCGUGGCUGCAGCUGGACCCUGUGGAGUGAGGGGCCCGGUUGCAGCUGCAACCCUGGUAGGAACACCACUGGGUACUCCUCUGAUGAGGCCCUACUUGGCUAAAUUAGGCUUUUUUUUUUUAGAUGUUAAUUUGCUAUGAUUCUGGAUUUUGUGAAUAACCUGUUUAAAGGGGCGCUCUAUGAGGAAGCACUGGAUUGGAUGAGAUCCUUAGUCUUGAUAAUCGCAGCCAGGGAGACUGGGUGGCAGCAGGGAGACAGGUGUGACACGUGCUGAUACUAAUUUUUACUACUUAGGGGAUGCACAGGGGAUGUUUGUAUUCAUAAUGCUAUAACGUUCCUUUAAUCCAGUGUUCGUCUGAACGCAACAGAUAAACACCUUUGCAUUUAAAUAUGUAAUACAUUGUAUUUGAACGGAAUACUGGGAGUGGCCGCCUCUGUUAUUACAGCUGUAAUAAUCACCUCUCCUAUUUCUGUCUGUGGAAGCCCUGAAGCCACUGGGUUUGGCAAUUGUCAUUCAGGGUUGAGUGAUGUGAAAGUAGAUUCACUGACAGCGAGGCAGGCUUGGUAAUUUGCAUAUCCCCCUGUGUAUCCUGGCAACUACUCCCAUAACGCUAAGACGCAUCUAGCCUGGCAGAUAAUUAUGGGAGUUGAAUUCCACAUGGCAACUGGGGAGUGCAGUCUGACAGUCUGCAGUAUGAGUCCAGUAUGAGACAGUCUGCAGUAUGAGUCCUCUUAGGAUGGAGUUACCUGGCUUGCAACAUGAUAGUCAAUAUGAAUGGUAUUACAACAGGGCAGCACUUUUCCUGUGCUUCUCAUUUUCAGGUAAAUGAGAAAUAUGAACAGGUGUUUUUGCCAGCUAUAUAUAAACAAUAUGAUAAAAUUAGGCUCUAAAAAACAUGUGAUUGUGUUGCCAAUUAAGGUUAAUGAAUUACUUACUAAAUAACUCUUUACAAUUUCGGGACAACUUAGUAAGACCUAACUAGCAGAGUUAGAAAAAAACUACUUGGCUAGUUCAGUUUACAUUGUUUCAAGUUGGUUCAAGGUCCUAUAACUUGCUACAUAGUGAAUAAACUUAAUAGAAUGUCUGUAUCAGUUUGCCAAUUUCAAAUAUAAGGGCUAAUAUUAAUCUGUGUCUUUUUUCAGUCUGCGAUUUGAGGAACAUCAAACCAUCUGAUUCCCAGGCCCUAAGCGGCUCGCUCUAUGAUCUGACUAGCUCAUCCAAGUACAUGCAGGUAUGAUAAUGUGUGUAAUACAUGGUCUGAUUAUAUUGUGAGAACAGAUCUAUUGUUACCCAAUACUCUGUACCUUCUCCAGGAAACCAGAGGAAUGAAGGGAAAUGAAACUCUAAUUGCGCAAAUGUGUACAGUGUAACACUUUAAAAGCACUUUCAAGAAGAAGAAUUGCAAGAGUUUAUUUAAAUAAAUUGCACAAGGGAAAUUCUUUUCUCAGUACAAAUAAAAUAAAAAUUCCCAGUUAAUUUUUUCCUCCUCAUUUUUCUGUUUGUCUGUUAUAAGGCACAGCUCAGUAGAAAUGAUCAUUUAAUACCUUAACUUCCAGGGGUUUUCCCACAAAGCCGUGAAUUAUAGUGAAUGAACAACCAAAUUGCAAAAUUCUCCUAAUCAGCUAUUUUGAUCUAAUUUUUUUGAUCUUUGAUUUUGGGUUUCAUUAGUCAUUGCACAAUAUAUCUAGCAAGAUUUCUAUCAUUGCACCAAAUGAGAAAAUAGGCUCAGAUUCAGGUAAAUUCUUUGGAAUGCCAUUUUAGUGAGACACUUAAUAUAUUACUUGUUCCUCAGUCAUCUAAAGGGUUGUCACGUGUUUUGAAGAUUGGUAAUUGAAAGUGCAUAUUGUGAAAGAACUAGGAAAAAAUGUGAAGUGUAUACUUAGUCCUUGGCAGUCCUUCUCAGUGGUUGUUUGGCCAGACAAAGCUCUGAUUUUUCUUUCCCGACCCCGAUAGGCUCCCUCUCUAAGACUGGUCACUUAUUAACUCAAGAUGUGGCAUGUUUGAAUAAUGGCAUAACCAGGGACGGACUGACAGUGGCCUGGGCCCCUGGGCAAAAUUAGCACCUGGGCCCCCAGCAGACCGAUAUAUAUGCUGGUAUAGGUGUACCGUAUAUUUGAUUGUAUGUACAUGUAAAGUGAAUGCAUGUUUCUGUGUGUAUAUUCACUGUGAGCGCUAGUGUAAGUGAAUAUAUGUAUGUCUUUGUGUGUAGUGUCAGGAUAUGUGGAUUAUUAGUAUAUUUGAAUACAUGUUUUUGGUUUUGUGAAUAGGGUAGUAUUUUUUGUGUGUGUUUGUGUAGCAUGGCAGUAUGUAAAAGGGAGUAUUUGUGAAACCAAGUGUUAAAUGUUACGAGCCACCUUAAAGGGACUCUCCAGUGCCAGGAAAACAAUCCGUUUUCCUGGCACUGCAGGUCCCCUCUCCCUCCCACCUUCCAUCCCCGGUUGCUGAAGGGGUGAAAACCCCUUCAGUGACUUACCAGAGGCAGCGAGAUGUCCCACGUCGCUGCUUCUUCCUCCGCUCAUGCUCCUCCCCUUCAAAACGUCAGCCGUCGGGGGAGACCUAAUACGCAUGCGCGGCAAUGCCGCGCAGGCGCAUUAGACCUCUGCAUAGGAAAGCAUUGAAAAUGCUUUUCAAUGCUUUCCUAUGGGAAUUUUAGCGACGCAGUGGGAGCAGGGGGGUGGGGGCUGCAGGCGGGGAGUGGGGUGCAGUGGGAGCAGGGGAUGCAGGGGGCAGGGGAUGCAGUGGGAGGGGGUAGGGGAUGCAGUGGGAGGGGAUGCACUGGGAGCAGGGGGGGUAGGGGAUGCAGUGGGAGGGGGCUAGGGGAUGCAGUGGGAGCAAGGGGGGUAGGGGAUGCAGUGGGAUCAGGGAGGUAGGGGAUGCACUGGGAGUAAGGGGGGUAUGGGCUCUGAUGGGGCAGUAGUGGGGGAAAUUAUAUAAUAAAACAUUUUAAUUUAAAAAAAAAUAAAUAAAGCCCCCCUCCCAAACCUUACCUCUCUGGUGGUCCUCUUCUGAAGGAGGGCACACAAUGCUGACAUGCUGCCUGUUAGUCUGCUCAGGGCAGCUCCUCACUCUGCACUGUGACUGUUGAUGUCACUUCCUGCAGAACAAGCUGCACGGAGCUGCCCUGAGCAGUUACAGGCAGCUCAGUGAGGCUGUGUUCAGUGAGACAGGCACACUGAGGGCAGCCUAGUGGGGUCUUUGGAAGGCCCCUUAGCUGUCCCUCAGUGUGCCCUGCACGGGGGAUUAUAUUUUUAGCAGCAGGGGCCCGCGGAAGGCUGCUCGGGCCCCUUACUGAGUGCAGGCUGGCUGGGGAGAUUGUUUUACUCCCCAGCUCAGCCAUUACUGCACUGCAGCAGGGGCGGGCCCCCCAGAGCCUCGGGCCCUCGGUCCAUGACCGAUUUGCCCGAGUGCUCAGUCCGCCCCUGGGCAUAACUGAGGUCCAUGCAAAUUUCUUUACUCUAAAGUUGUCUAACUUUGGCUUUUCAUUUGUAUGACUACAAUGCCUAGCAUUCUUGACCAGCUGUUGGCUUGCAAAGAAUUCUGUGAACCGAAGGCCCAACAGCUGUUGGUGGGAAAAUUUUGGACAGCUUUAAUCUAGUUGCACUCAUUUCAAUAUUUGUUCAAAAGACUUUUAAAUCAGGGUUCAAUUAAUCGGUAGUUUACUUAGAACUAUACCUCAUGUCAAAAAAUGUCUCCUGCACUUUUUUUUUUAAUCAAUCUUUAUUUAUAGUGAAAGAAAAAUACAAAUAGUGGAAACAACAUGCACUGAAGUACUAAGGAAUAAAAUAUCAUACAGUGCACACAGUACAUCAGAUAUGUAAAGCCUGCAGCAUUUUAAACCGGAGAACUAUAGAGUCAGUCUAGAUAUUUAAACAAAUCGAAUUCCCAACCGAAGACCUACAGCGAUACAUGACUUAAAGAUAAAUAUAUUCAAAUUGUCCCCAGUAUUCUCACAUUUUCUGUAUUGACUUAUACACUCAAAAUGUGGGUACAAGCUAUAAACGUUUAUUUUUAUUAAAAACAACUGCUUGCUACCCAACUUGAUAAUCCGCUCUGUACCUGGGAAUGGAAAUAAAUCCUAUGUUGGGAUAAAGUACUUGGAAAUUAGAUCAGUGGCAUCCUUCUUCUCAGAAUUGAAAUGUUCUCCCAUUUGAUACUUGAAUGAAUGUAUUGUGCUAAGAUCAACCUGACUGCCAUUUACACUUAAACUCAGACACAAUGCUGAUAGAUAUUAAAAAAAAAAUAUCACAGCAAUCCCUGUAUAAGGCAGACAGAGAAUUAUUUUCUGUAUGUGUAACAUGCUGAUCUUGUAGGCUACAACUCUCAAGAGUCUCAAGUAACCUUGAGAAAUAAGAUGUGUUACUGUCUAGCCAUACUAAUUCUAUAUUAAAUAAUAAUGAGUUCCCUAAUAGACCCCAAAUCUCCAGCAGAAGGCAGGUCUAAGUAAGAAAUUCUGUUGGACACGUUUCUUGGUUUUCAUGCUCUGCUCCAGAGGGGGACUGGAAUUGAUUAACCUUUUCAUUAAAAAAUGUUUUUAUUCUACUGCAUGUUUCAAUUUCUUUUUUAAAAUUUCUUCCCCCCCCCCUGUAUUUAUAUACUAUAUUUAUAUAUUGUAUUUUUUUCUAGUACUAAAUCAAUGGAGAGAUAAUUCUCACAAUGGUUAUAGAUUUCACAUCCCUGACUCCUUUAUAUAUCACUAAUGAUUAAUUGAAGUCAUGUAACCAUUUUGCAGAGAUACGAUUCUGUUUCCAGUGUCCGUAGCAGUAAUUCCUCCAGAAAAGAUUCCCAAGGCAGCAAUCGAAGUCUCGGUAAGUAUUUUAGUGCUGAUUCGUCUUUUCUGAAUUUUUUAAAUUAUCUGAAUUUGGUUGUAAAGCAAAGAGAAAGAUUAGAAUUUUAUUUUUUAGUUCCAUUGUCUUUACUCAAAUAAACUUUUUUGUUCAGGAAAUAUUUUUUGGUACUUUUAGGCCUGGGGAAUAUCUUGGUACAUGUGUAUAUUUUAUGUUUUGUAUUCAUUGUUUUUUAGACAAGUUUAACUUUUCUAGGCCAAAUGUAACAUCAAGCAGCAACAUUUAAAAAGUGCAAGAUUGAAAGUUUUUAAAGUCUGUAGCACUAAGCCUGGUGUGGUUAAUCUAUAUUGUAGAAUUACUGUGAAGGUUAAUGAGAAGUUUCAGUAAAAUUUGAAGCCAUUUUGUCCCAGAUAGCUUUAGAAUAUGUGAUCACAGGGAAUCUAGGAGAAAGGACAUGGCAUUAAUCUUGAGGAAUCCAUAUGACAAAUUGUGCAUUCACGCCAAUAUGACCUGUCAAUUCUUCGGGCAGACCUUCGCCUCUUCUAGGUGGGUUUAGCCCCUUUGAGUGGCGCUAGAGACACAUAUGUUCCUUUCUACCCUGCCCAUCAGCGUCCUGCUUUACAAAAUGCCAAAGGUGGGAGGUAUAGGAUACUCUUGGUACACACUAGGCUCGAGCACAAUUUCAGUGCAUUCAAUAAGCUUAGGUUUCAUAUUUGUGCAAUUUUUGUCCAUGUCCAAAUCUCUUUAAUUUUUCUAAAAAAAGAAAAAAGAUUUGGAACAUUCUGCAGUGUAACUCAUCCUCCUUAGCACCAUGUCCCAUACCCCUUCUUCAUAUCUCAUCUGGGUUUGUACUCUGCUAAGCCAAUGAAAGCGCAGUAUGAGCGGAGUUGCUGAAAUUCAUCUGCUCCCAACCAAUCACUGUCCUCUUAUUAUUAACAUCCUCCUUUACGCUUAGGACAGCUUUGAUAUGCUAAACUGAUUAGACAACCGUGAUUGGCUGUGGGGUGUAGUCAUAUCAGCAGCUCAGAUACACUAAUCUUUCACUGGCUGAGUUGCGCUGUUUACCUUCCAAUCAAUGUGAUUAAAGGAUGGGGUUAUGAUGCAGAGAGCUGCAAAAUAUUUUUCCUUUUUUUUUCUUCCUAAAACUAAAGAGAUUUGAAGAGGGAAGAAAACACAGUGAAAUGCACUUAAGUUGCUUGCUGUUCAGACUGUUCCUUUAACGCCAUGAAUAUCAAGAUGUCACCAAAUGACAUGUUAAAGAGGAGUUUAAAGUACUAUUCUGCAUUACAUUUAUUAAAGCACUCUGAAUUAAGUAGUUAUGGUGCUUGUUGAUCCUGGGCGCUGUCUCACCGUAAUUAGUUAAACCUUUUACGAACAGUUAAACUCAAUGUGCUCUUAAUGGCAUUGUUCUAUUGGGCAAUAUGUCUCCUCCUUCUCCAGUUUCAAUGGUUUUCCAUGGGUGCCAGCAAAAUGCGGAAAGCAGAGAGGCCAGGAAGACAGAAGCUGUUUAGAGCAAUUUGGGGUCAAGCUGGUUGUAAAUGGUUUAACCCAGAGGUGUAACUAGAAACCACUGGGCCACAGUGCAAAAAUUGCCCUCCUUUCCCCCCCAGCCCCUCCAUGUGUCUCCUUUCAUCUUCUGUAACCCCUCAAUGUGUCUCCUGUCCUCUCCCUCUAGCCUCACCAUGUAUCUCCUUUCCUCCCCCAGCCCCUCAAUGUGUCUCCUGUCCUCUCCCUCUAGCCUCUCCAUGUAUCUCCUUUCCGCCCCACCAUUUUCCAUGUGUCUCCCCCAAAUCAUCUCACCUCCAUGUAGUGUGGCUGACUGGACUGCGGUACCCAGCCUGACAGGAAGUGCUUGUUGCUCUCAGUGAGAAUUUCCUGUGAGACCGUGGUCUGCUUGGCCACACUACAUACAGUGACCUGCAGAAGUGGAGCGUGCUGUGUGCCCCCUCCUGACGGUCAUCUGGCAACCACGUGUUUCAGGCCAGUGUGGCUUUGCAACGGCCCUGGAGUUAUGCCGGUCAUGGGGAUCGACAGGAUGGCCAGGCCCCCUGGAGUGACGGGCCCAGUCGCAGCUGCAACCCCUGCAACUGCCACUUGUUUAACCCUAUAAAGAAAGAUGGCGCAAAGGACCUACGGGCACCAUAAUUAGUUAAUUGAGAGAAGUUGUUAUGGUGCCCAGAGUGGUGCUUUAUUUUUCUAUAUUAUUGUAAAUACAUUUUAAGCAUAUACUUUAAUUUGAUAAUACAUGGAAGAUGAUUAACUUAGCAGUAAUAUAGUUAAGCUGUAAUUACAAAAGACUGUCAUAUUUAUUAAAAUGUUAUUUUUGGGGGAAAACCUCAAAGUUCUAAUUUAGAACUUCAAGCAGCCAAUAGAAAAAAGCAAAGCAGAGCUUUCAUCUAGCAUUGGCUGAGUACAGUCCUCUCCAAGGUCCUCUCCUUAUGCAGUUUCCCUUGUGGUUUACAGAGAAUUAUGGGAAAUAUAGUGCACUUACAACUGGAGGUCCAUAGUUGGACACCCCUUCUCCACAGCAUGGCUAGUGUUUGUAAACAUUUCUCCACUAGGAAACUUCUUUCUAAAUAGUUUCUAUAAAAAGACUUUUGUUUGUUUCAGAUACAAUUACAUUAUCUGGGGACGAGAAGGAGUUUGGGAAGCUGAAUUUCAAACUGCGAUAUGUUACGGCCAUGGAACAGAUAUGGAUCACAGUAUUACAGGUGAGGACACAAACGUCUCAUUAUCCCAGUAACUGCUGAGAUGCCAGCUCAGCACAGUCUCCAAUUACACCUUAAUGCGGGCUUAAUCCUGUGUUCACUAACACCAGUGGAACAAGCAUCUGAACUCACCAUGCACCACCGGGUUAACCCUCUCACUGCCAAAGGAGCUUGGAAAGUGUCUGCAAUUUUCUGUAAUUGAAACAGGAUGUGCUCUAAUCUGGGAUAGAGAAUACCGUGGGUCCCACGAAAGAAGCUAAACACAGAAACAGAUAAAAAAUAUCAGUAAAUGCACCAUUUGUGUUUUCUUGUAAGAGAAUACUUUGUGAGGAAUGAACUGAGAGUGGAUUUAGGAAAUUAAAACCAGAAGCCAAAUUACAGUAAAUACAUUAAGUUUUGGAGUAAGAGGAUGUUCCCCAGCAUUGAUGGUUCUAGCCAUCAUGUACAGCCAUCUGACCGUGAACGCUGUUUUAUUCAUUUCAUUUUGUGGAAUUAUUUUGUUUGUUUUUUUUAAGUUUGUGUUGGGCAGAAUUUGAUAUAUGAGUAUCAACUGACUAUGUCAGACACACUGAGUAUGAAAACAUUUUAACAGGGAAAGGCUUGGAAAAUAAAUCUACCAUGUCUACCUACUUAUAUUUGGAGGCAUUGUGGGGUAGGUAUUUAAAAGUUUCUUAGUGUGAACUUAGUUUCAGGAUGCCCUGCAUUUAACUCUCAGAUUUUGGAUGGGUACGGGCAUUGUUGGUGCCAAGGUGUGACUUUUUGGAACUUUUACCUUAUCUGAGUUCAAGGUAGAUAUGUUUAUGAUUUCACUUAUCCCAGGGUGUAAAAGUUUGGGAGGAGGAAGUGCUGACCGGUCUGUAGGAAAAGCAUAUGAGAACUGCUUCUUGCUAUAACCCUCGCCAACUUUAACAGACUCCUCCUAUCUCUAACAGGAUAUUUUUUUUAUUCACUUAUCGACCCAAUUUAAUAGUUACAUUUGGUCGUUUUCCUACCUCUGUGUGUAUCUCUAUACCUACAAAUGUUGAAAUUUGCAUUCUAUUUACAUGUGAUUCAUGCCUCUGUACCACGUUAUACUACUUUGUUAACCUUAUAACUUGUUAAAUCUUCAAUAAAGAUCAAUGAUCACAAUAACUCUAUUGUUUCCCUUAAAACCAGUGGAUAGAUCUUGACAAAAUAAUACAUAUAAAUUCACAUGUUACUGAGUGCCAUGGUGCUCUGUAUAGGAUGCUUCAGUGGUACAUUCCCUGUUAUAGCAUUUAGACAAAUGGUGCUUGCAUCAAAUGGUCACAGUAUCCCAAAUGAUAUCAUCUACAAACCCAGAAAAUCCUAUUAUGCAGCCCAUAUAAAUGACCACAAUAGAAAGCAAAUGGAUUGAGUUACAAUAAGCUAGACAGGUUGGGUGGAAUAAUCUUUACCUGCAAUAUGGAUGGGGGGAAGGGACUCCAUUAAAAUAAUGGUCGAUGAGACAAUCCGAGUGGACAGAAAUAGCACAAGGAAGUAAAAACAAUAUAAAAUGCCAUUAUUGUUUUCCUUGAUUUACAAUGCUUUAUCAAAGGGCCACCUUUCACAUUUAGAUACUUAAUUUUCUUUAUUAUUGGAUUCUCAUCUGUUCGACGGAUUGCACAAUUAAUAUUGCUUUUAUAACUUGGAAAUGUGAUAAAGUUGGAAUCCACCCAAGUACUUUGCAGUUGUUACACAAAGUUUUUGAUAUAAAUGACCAUCGGUGUUCAGACAUAGCAGAAAUGUAAAUACAAUAAGUGCCUAGCUUUUUAAUUACAGCUUUAUAUUUAGCCCAUUUCAUGCCCUGGGUGUUUGGCAGUUUAUACUGCUGCCUACUUAAAGGGUUUCUCUAAUCACCAUGAUUUGAAGUGGUCAUGUUGCCUGGAGUCUGUAUGUGCAGCAUUUCAAAGCAAAACGCUGCGCAUAUAGAUCUCAGGCACUGUGACCACUUCAAAUCACUGAAGAGAUCAUGGAGAUAAACCAUGUUACUACACCUCCAUGCCUCUCUGCACCCCCCCUCGUCUUUUCUCCCACAUCUCCCUCUUCAUCCUGCAAGGGGAAGUGAGGUCAGACAAGGAGGAAUGGGCCGAGGUGAGAACUUGGACAUGGUGAUGGAACACUGGUACAUUCUAGAGUUUUGUUUCUUUUUUUAUUGUUUGGGGGGUGGGGGGGUGGACCACCUCAGAAAGGUUUACUCUGAUUUUACUUACAAAUGUUUUCUUUAGAGUAACCCAUUAAGUCAUUUAGUCACAGAAGUCAUUAGCUGGCUAUACCGCUCUCUGGCUAACUGUUUUGGCGCCAGAGGUGCCUUUUAGGUUAAACUGCUCCAUAUUUAAUUUGAUGCCAAAGAUAUUUCAUUUGACCUUUUAAAAGAUCCCAAAAUUAGUAUAGGACAUGAUGGAAAACUAUACGUGAGAAAUCCGCCUUUUCAUUUCUCUUAAAGUAAUUAUUAUAAGAAGAUAAAAACAUACCGGAUGAAAGAAAAUUAUGGGUUUUUGUUGAACUGAAAUCUGAAAUCUUGCUGUUGUUAAUGUUGUUGUUUUUUCCUAUAUCAGUUGAAAGAUUUGAGCUGGCCCCUAAGCUGUGGAGAAAAUCCUAAUAUCUGUAUUAAAGGGAUCAUUACGUUACCCAAAGCGGUGCACUUUAAAUCCUCCUCUAAGGAGGGAGCUCUGGUAAGUCAUGUAAUUUUACUGAGAUGUAAUUGAGAUAAACAUGUCUUUAUGUGUGUCUCUUCAUCUGUGGGAAAACAGUUUGUGUAAACAUGGGUUAGAGAACUCUCAUCCUCCCAAUAUUAUCAAACUCCAGCCCCUAUCACCCUCAGUGUGGUUAAUUUUAACAUUUUCUGUCCAACCACAAUCCUUACAUCUUAACGUACAGCAAAGUGGUCCCAGCACUUUCUGUAUGAACAUCAAGACUGAAUGCCUGCAUGUUUUUUGGUACCUAAGAAAGAAACACAAUCAGUUAAUUUUAUUUAUAUUAAAAAAAAUAAUUAAUAAUCAAAUAUUAGACUUCACUUGUAUGCUUGCUUUCUUAAUCUGUUAUGCUGGUUUACCAUGUUUAAGUAACAUUUAUUUUACUUAUACAUACCUUCUACUCCGAAGGCUGAAGGGGGAGGAAGGGGUUAAACGCUUACCUUUCUCCGGCGCCGUGCUACCUUGGCGCAGGGGACUCUCCUCCUUCUUCCGACGUCAUUGGCUGAAUGCGCAUGCGCGGCAAGAGCAGCACGCACAUUCAGUCAGUCCGUUUCUCAAUGCUUUCCUACGGACGUCCAGCGUCUUCUCACUGUGAAAAUCACAGUGACAAGCGCGGAAGCGCCUCUAGCGGCUGUCAAUGAGACAGCCACUAGAGGCUGGAUUAACCCUAAUGUAAACAUAGCAGUUUCUAUGAAACUGCUAUGUUUACAGCAGGCAGGGUUAACCCUAGAUGGACCUGGCACCCAGACCACUUCAUUGAGCUGAAGUGGUCUGGGUGCCUAUAGUGGUCCUUUAAGUAAUUUAUGCAAAUUUUCCAGCUGAAGUGGUAGAGGUUAAAACAGUGAGGGAGUUUAAGCAUGCGUGUGGUAGGCAUAAGGCUAUCCUAGAUAUAAGAUAAGGCCACGGACUAAUGAAAGUAUUUAGAAAAUUGGGCUGACUAGAUGGGCCGAAUGGCUCUUAUCAGUCGUCACAUUCUAUGUUUCUAUCCCACCUCAUGAUUAGCUUUCCAGGAACUGCUGGAACCGAGGUUAGAAUUAUUUAGAAAAUCUUUCAUUUCAAGAAUUAUUAACAUACUACAGAUGUAUGUUAAGAACAGUAAAAGACAGUAAUAAACCAUGAACAGUAAUAAGACAUCAGUCGGUGUAGAGACGUAUUUUGUGUCUACUUGCACAAGGUUAUUCCUGGGCAAGAUCAGUGAAGUAUAUUUGCUAUAUUUAAGUGCUUAUACUCAACUUGACCCUCUUGGCAGAGAGACUUGCUCAUAAGCCCUUCAUACUUUUACUGUUCAGGGGAAGCCGGUCUGGCUCACUCAGAUGAUGAGAUAUAGUCGAAGUUAGAGAGAAAGUAAGACCAAGAUGAAAGAAUGAGGGGAGAGGGGAGGAAGUUAGAAUGAUGAACUCUGCAGGCUUUCAGACAAGACUUGAAAUCGCAUCCUGCCAUACAUGUAAUUCACGUGCUCCUAGGCUUGAAUCAUAAAGGAUAUCUCAUUUUUACAUACUGUGGGGCAUUGCCUACAAGCCUCAUCUGACAUUGUUCAGAAUUGUUACCUAUCCUGUAUGGCUAUCUUGUAACCCUCAACUGAAGGCCCCUACGUUUCCAGUAUGUAUAGGCAUCACAAGGCUCCACACAGGGAAGGAAAGAGCACAAAGCUUUGCAGAGAACAAAGAAAGCAGUCAAAGGUUUUACAAGGCAGGAGAAAUCAGCAUAAGUCUCUGCAGGGGGUGAAAAUGGGACAAGAGGUUCUGUUUGAGACGGAAAGGAGUUGGUCUUACAUUCUGUAAGGUUAAAGAAGUAUCACAGGGCUCUGCAGGGGCGGGGUUAGGAGGCAGCAGCUAGAUAUAUGCAGUUAGUUACAUUACUGAAAUGGAACUUUGUAGACUUACCAGAUUUAAGCAACUCCCUAAAUCUGGUAAAGUUGCAAACAGAGCUUGUGACUGUCUUCUGAAUGAGACACUUAGACUCCUAAGAUGUCUCCUCUGUUCUUCUUCAUAAGGAAGGAGUUCCAUUGAAUCAGCAAACACAGGUUGGUUUAUAGGCUGAACAUCCUUGCAUUAUUUCCUAUAACCGUAGAAAUAAUCCUUACAAUAUAUCAUCAUCAUCCUUAAAUUAACACAUGGACAAUCCCCAUCAUCUCCUAUUUGAAGGCUUUUGAGCAUAUCCUACCAGCCACAAGAUCAGGUUGCCUAAGGCUGAUGAUUGGAAUUGUGAUACAGAAUGACAUCUUGGCCUUAUUCUCUGGGAUAUCUCAACUGUCCCCAUUUUCCAGCAGGAUAUGGAGUUUAUGGAAACCUUUGUAUUCUCCAUCAAGCUAACAAGUCUGCAGAACUCAAGACUAGUUUUCAAAGUUGUCAGUCUGACCCCCAGAAAGCGGACCAUCAGCCAGUGCUCUGUUUCCCUCCGGGACUUGUGUGAGGAUGAGAAGGAUUAUUGGCUAGAUGUGGCACCAUCUUCAAAAGUAUUGGUGAGUCAAACCACUCCUGUAUUUCAUGUAAACUUGUCUGCAACUGAAUUUUGGAAGCAACAUUUCAGUAUCUGAAUGUCAUGAUGUCUGAAAUUGUAAUAAUAUUUUACUUACAUUUCAUUGCCUUCAGCAUGAAGUUAGUAUGCACCUGCGCUCACCUAUGGAAUGCAUCAUAGGUAGUCCCAGCAGCUAAUGUUUGAUCCUGUGCCUGUAUUUGUACAUGUGGUUAAGUUAUAACAGAAUUGCAAACACAGCCCAAUACAUCUUCUAUUAACCAUAGGGGUCUAGAAGAAUACCCUGUUUGAGGAAGCCAAUCCUACUGUACCCCAUUUAUUUAUUUAGAUUUACCUGUUACUCAUUAUGCUUUAUUGUCAUUUCACGUGUAAAAAGUUUAUGUAUUUAGAACUUGUACUCUGCAUGUUGCAAUUUAAAUUUUGAGGGUUGAUUGAGUGAUACUCUAAUGGUACUACAAUCGUAACAAAGAAUUUGCAGCAUCAGUGAGGUCAGGGUUGGGAGGAGCCUACGAUUACCUGCUGUGGACUUGUGUUCUCAUCUUUCUUGACCAGACUUUGUUGGGUCCACAGCGUUUCAAGCAUUUCUAGGGGAUUGUGGGUACAUUGAUGUAAAAUAUAUCAGUAAAAACCUUUCACCACACUAAAUAUUUCACAAUAUAAACCGCAAACAGUUUCACUGAUAGGUUCUCUUUCUACACAUAGCAUUUUCUGUCCAGAAAAACAGUAUCUUUAGUCACAACUGGUUGACGUACAUAGUGUUCAUUGUCCGCUCCACGGAGAACACUUGUAUACAGCUUUUAAGAAGCUUGGAGGGUUUUUGGAGAGCCAUAUAUAUUAAACCUGCCUAAAUAGGUGGGUUUUAAAGCACUUCUUAAAAGACUGGAGGCUAGGAGAUAGCUGAGGGAAAGGACAAGAUAGGACAUUUGCAAUGGUGAUACCCUUGAGAAAUCCUAUAGAUUAGUACGAAUCAACAGCUGAGUGAAGGAAAAAGUGACAUUAAUUUUUAUUUUCAUUGAAGAGAAUAUAUAAUAGGGAGUGGAAUUGUCGAGUACUUUGUAAGUUAUGGUCAGUCAUUUAAAUUGACUAGUUAACAAAUAAACCUUUAAUGUAAAUGUUCCACCAAUAUAUCUAAAAUAAACAGAACUCAAUAUAGAGGUUUUGUUAUUUUUGUAUUAGUGUGACCUGUGUGAAAGAAUAUAUUAUUUGUUUUAAAGCAUAGCGUUCUACGUGUUGUCUUAGAAUGCUAUAGAACUCAGAGCUCUGUGACGUUAAUCCCCAUCGUAUAACAUUAACAAGAGAUGCGAAGGGGUGUGUGUAAAUACUGGAUUUCCCAGGCAAUGCAGGACAGGCUGUGCUUGACAGCUGUUUGCUGAAAUGUACGUGUAUUUUUUUUAUUUUUUGUUUUAUGGUUCUCUACGUUGAACAUAAGGUUUUCGUGCGAGAAUGUUACUGUAAUACAACAAGAGCUUGUAAUGGCUAGGAAAUGAAUUGCUCAGUGCAUUGUACCUGCCAUUGUGACUGUGCAUUAGUGUCUGACCUUUACAUUGACUUUGUUUUCACUUCUAUUUUACAAAGCUGUAUUAUUCUCCAUUUAACUCUAUCAUGCCUGGGGUCUGAUUAAUGCAUUUUAAAGCUGUAUUACAUAUGCAUUAUUGAGCCAUUUAUCCUGUCUCUGACCUAGGAAAGCAGGCUACCCCUAGGUAAAGUAAGCAACUCUGAAAAAUAGUUUGUAAAGAGAGAGAGGACGAUCCACUUAGUUGGCCUAGAUUUACAACUUGUUAUGCUGUUUGUUGUUUUUUAUUGUUUUAUUUUAAUAAGUGUUUUUUUUUUUUUUACUCUCAUCUCAAGUAAUACGGUUGUGUGUGUGACUCAACUCUGAGACGCAACACAGCAGGAAUUAUGGGAAUUGAAGUUCAACUACCAGAUUCCUACUCAAACCUGCAGUUAGCCUAAUUUAUUAAAACUACCCUGUACAAAGAUACAUCUGUGCUGUGAAAAAAACAAUUGAAGGUAAACAGGGCAAAAGCUAUAUGAUGCGACUAAUGUCUUUGAUAAGGAAAUGUAAAUGUUACAUGCCAGUGAUAUGUGGUCUUCAAUAAUUAAACAGUAAAACCAAUAUGAUGACUGUCAAUAACAAAUAUACUGGGAAUGGUAGGUGUCCAAAAAUAAAAAUAUAUUUCCCAUAAAGUCCAUUUUUAACUAUUUCAUAGCCGGGCCACUCUCCGGAGACAGUCUUAGCCCUCUACAUUGUUCCUUUAGGCCGCCAGCAUACCAAGUGAAAGUUCUUGCGGUUAUCAUGAAAGAAGCCAUUGUCUGCUAAUAUUUCUCCUGAACUGUCCUGUUUGUCCAUUUGCGCAGGUCUGUCACGCUGAGCUGCAGAUUGGGACCUGUUUUCAGGCAAUAAAUAGCCGGAUUCAGUUACAGAUUCUCAAGGCUCAGAACUUGCCUGGCUCCUCCACGCCACUGUCUCUAAGUAAGUCCAGAAUAAGUCUCUUGUUUGUCUGCCUCGUUGCCAUAGCACUUGGCAUCCCUUCUUCAUUCUUAAAGUCAGACGUAGUCCAGGUGGAUUAACCUGUUCCGUAAGAAAAGUCUUGGUAAAAAAAGGACACAAGCUAUGCAGAAUGUGGGUGUCCACAGAGGAUUUGAACCACGGCAGUGCCAUUUGGCAUACGUGAGAGUUGAGCUUGCGAUUUAGAAAGGUGGUUGUCAUUGUGCUUAACCCUUUCACUGCCGGAUGGGCUCAUUAUAUCAUCUAUUGCUCACCCAGCACUGAAAAGGUUAUUACUUUUGUAUUUUGACAUUGGGAAUCAGCAUUCAAUCAAUUUUAAAUAUGUAAAAAGUAAGCCCUGGGCAGCCAAUGGCAAUUUUGUAUUUGUGGGGCACCGACUAAAUGUCUAUAGCUUCAUGGACAGACACAAUAUUGGCCAUCUGAGCUUUAUGCUUUAAGUGGGAAGAAAUACGUUAAGACGGCUGUUAAUUCUAAAGCAAUGACACAUUCAGUAACGCAGUGGGUACAAGAAAAAUGAUAUACAGUGAACAAUGCAAGAAUUAAAGCAGUAUAUUGAGAGUCCUGCUCUUGGCAGCUUACAGUUUAGUGAGACUUAGAACACAGGUAAGUAUGCAUAAUGAUGUUAGCAAAACGCUUCUCAAUGUAUUUCUCUGACAGUCUGUAGAUCAAAAAAACUAAUAAUGUGAUUAUGUUUAUGGUAAAGUGCCAACAUUUUCUGCAACGCUGUACAAUGGGUACAUUAACAGAAGGUAGCAAUCAAGAGUUCAAUACAUAAUUAGACAAAAAUAAAAAAACAUCCAUGCCUGUAAUUCUAAAAUCUAGCAUGUGCAACAUUUUUCUAUUAGGUACAGAGCAAGUUGACCCAUGAGCUUACAAUGGAGUUGAUGUAAUGGGUAUAGAGACAAUAGGUAGCAGGGAUUGCAAGAUGUUAAGGCAAGAAAGAGUCACAGAAUGCCAGAGAGCUAUAAACAUAUAAGGACUAGAGUCCCCUAACAUGUAAUACACUUUGUUCCGCAAGUAUAUUAGAUCAUAUCUUAAUGUUUUGUAGUGAUGAUUUUAUAUAAAAAAUGCAGUUCUGGUGCAAAAUUCUAAAAGUGAAGCAGUCUCCAUGGGAACCAAAGGAAUAGUCCCUGUGGAUUUCUCCACUUUUAAAACCAACAUCUGUCUAUAACUUUUGUUUUCUGUUAACAACACAAUAACAUACCUCCCAAGUGUCCCUAUUUAGGACGGACAGUCCCUAUUUUGGGCCCAGGUCCCUUUGUCCUCUUUUCCUCUUAAUGUCCUUGUUUUCCAGGUUUUUUUGUUGGUGUGUCUGAGUGCAUAAAACAGCUCCACAGCAAUAACACACAGUAUUGUGUCUUUAAACUACAAUACAUGUGUUUAGAAAUCAGUCUAAAUAAGAUACAUUGUUCUUGUUCUGAAUUAUAUUUUAGUUGCAUAAAUUGUCAUUAGUAGUAUCCUAAAAUUUCUCAGAACACACCAUUUCUGGCCACACCCCCACUCACACCUAAAAUUAAAGUGCCUGUCUUUGUCCAUUUGAAAUGUUGGGAGGUAUGUAAUUGGGGUAUUCAGGUGAAACUGCGGAUCAUUGUUUGUGAGUAUGAAUGAAACUGAAAUGGAGCUUAAAGGUGUAGUGUGUAAAUAUAUACCACUAAACUCUCAACCUAUAAUGAGUAUGCUUGCUGAAUUGUAUUCCAAUCCCACUUUAUCCUACUUUACUUUGAUUUUAAUCUAACUCAUGUGAUGUUUAAACUAUUGCUAGCAUACUUCUGUUAAACUGAGUGCCGAGCACUCUCAGUAAUUUUUACCUCAUCCUCAAGUUUCACAAUUUGAUUGUUUCACUAAAGUAAAGUUUCAGACUCUGAAUUUUUCCACUCGUUGGUAGCUGUUAGAUAUCCCAGGGUUAUACAUAUUUUAAAGUUGCUAGGUAAAUAUUUUUCAUAUUAAGUCACUUGUGUUCUUUAAGGCUAGGUCAAAUAUGUAUAAUUUUUGCAGUCGGGCCAAAUUUUUAUUUUUUAAUGUUUUGUGUAAGGCAGCAUUUUGUUGCUUUAAUGCAUUUUUGGAGUGAUUAGGAGACCUUUCAGUAAAAGUCACCUUCUGUCUGGUCUUAUAAAUCUUUAUAAAAUGAUGACAGUGCAGACAUUAAAAAGCUUUCCAUGAAGGAAAUGCCCCCAUGCCAUUGCCUACACUAUUUAAUAAUAGAGCUAACCUUAUGCUGUAGACUAGUAAACAGCUGCUAUAUGCUCAAUUCAGUCUACUCCAUCAUCCUGGGAGAUGGAGGGUGCAUGGAUCGCCUGGUCCCACAGUCCAGUCAUCUUUAGCAAGUUAAAACAGAAAUUGGGUCUAGUAUACUGCAGUAUUGAAUAAAAACAUUGCAAAUUUAUUGAAUUUUCAGAAUAACAAACAUUAUUUUGACCUCUAUCAAAUCCUCAGUGGAAACAUUGCUUGUUGGUUUGGAAACUCAAUAAAUCUAAAGUGCUUUCAUGAAUGAAGUUUGCUGGAACUCUUUCCUUGUGAACUCCAUGAGGAGACAGUACGUAGUGAGAAGGACACCUCUAUAUCAACACAUUUGGACUUUCAUCUAACAGUGAACUUUAUAUUAGCCAAAAAUUGACUUUAAUCAGUGAUAAAAAAUAGUAUGAAAUAAGGUGUAACCUCUUUACUGAAACUCAUGUUUUUGGGUAAAAUUUCUGCAGAUUUCUUUGUGAAGGCAGAAAUGUUCAGCACUGAAGGGCUUCUCUACAAGAAGAAGACACGUCCACUCAAAUCAACAAAUGCUCAAGUUACUUGGGGAGAAACUAUGCUCUUUCCAGUGACGCAAAAGGAGGAAGGCAUCAACUUUUUGAUCAAACUUUACAGCAGGAGCUCAGUGAGACGGAAGCAUUUCAUUGGUCAGGUACGACCAUCUUCACAAGUCUUCUCCUUCUUGUUUAAUAGGUUUCAGUAGAUUUGGAUAUACUCUUUACCUGCUGCUUUGAUGAUGGGGCUAUUUCUAAUAUACACAUUUGUAAACAGUUGUUCCACCUUUGGUUAAUUUUCACCAUUGAGCAGUAACCGAUAUUAAAUUACAUCUCUAUGAUGUCUAAUUACAUCUCGUAUGACGACAAUAACACGAUAUCUCAGGAGGUUGUUCCCAGUGUCCCUAAAGUAAAACAAAACUGUUCUUUCAUCAGACAUUCAAAGUCCAUUUUUUUCCAGGCACAGGAAAGAUCACUUUUCAGUACUUUUUAAAUGAAUUUUAGUGGGAUGCGGAAAAGUCAGCUGUAUACAUGACAUUUAGGUGGAUUAUUUUCACUUUCUUAAAUGUAACCCAUUCAUCCAUUGUGUUCCUUAAAUAGAAGUUAAGAGUAAACCACUGAUGAAACUAUAAAGAUUGGUUUACAUUGUGGACAAUGGGAAAGAAGCUUAUACCUCCUGUGAGGAUUUCUACACAUUAAAUAGGUCAUACUCCCGGACAUUGAACAAAACUUUGAUCGCUCCUUGAGUGGCCAAUAAAAUAAAUCUCUUGGCACAGAGAACUUAUUGACUAUUCAAUCUGGAUAACUGUCUGGUUUUAACAAUGACAGAAUUUGUGGGUACGUGUAAUUUCAGAUGACAAACCACAAACCAGGAGGUCUAUUAGGCUUUGAUGUUGAACAAUGUUCUUGGUGACCCUCCUAGGUGCUGAGCAGCAACAAGACUAUACAACUUACUCUAGACAGACUUCAAUGUUUAUGUUCUCCUAUGGAAUAGCUUGUUGACUCAAUGUUGACUGAGCUCAAGCAUUUAAUUUGUCAUUUUUAAUGGAGUUACAAUCAAGAAGAUUAUGAAUUCAAUCUCAUUCUCCAAGUUACCACAUAGCUGUGCUGAAUGAAUACCCCAAAUUAUUCCUGAAAUUUGUAAUUUUGGGAAGUGUUCUUGGGCCAGCUUGAUGAAGAGGCCGGAUCGCUGAAACGUUGUUCAGGCUGUUUUAUUUCAACACGCUAGUCAAUUACUAAGUUGUUUUAACAUACAAGAUAUAUAUAUGGUUACUCGUCACUUAUAUUCCACCUUUACAUAAUAUUUAAUCAUAUUUGUAAUGUUUGUGGACCCAGGACAUACUUGAAAACGAGAGAAACCUUAAUGUAUCCUUCCUGAUAAAAUAUUUUAUAAAUAAAUAAAAUCAGCCUCUCUGCAAAAUCUCCAGCCAUCAACUGGGAGUGUGGAAAUUGCAUUUCUAAUCAUGAAAGACACAACAUGUGUUUUUUUUAAAAUACGUAUUCAUCAUUAUUCCUUACCAGAUUUUUCUUAUUGCCUCAAAGCCUGGGGGUACAUUGUCUUACCUGUCUACAGUGGUACUUUCACAUAUUUGAACAGUAAUAAAGUCUGUAAAAUUGAAUACAGGUGGAGAUUGUUGUGUGCUGGGGCAACUAAGGCAGUUUAAGACAGUUUUUAAGAGGUAUAAUUUUUUACGGUGAGGUGGGAGGCUGUGGAGUGGAUACAAAGUCUCAUUCCAAGGUAGACACUGAGUUCUCUGUAUGAUCUAAUUGUGCAGACAGAAACAUGGCUGGCCUGCUCCCUUUCCCUUUAGUUUUUGGGAGACAGCCAGACUUCUUUUCACAAGAUGGGGAAAUCUAAUAAACACAGGAAAGUCUCAGCUUUCCUUUGCUUUCAGCCAGUUUUGUGCAGGUGCAGCAGUGCCCCAAACAUCUGUACCCUCCACGUGAUAUACAGUGGGAUUCAGAGGCAUCCUGUUGCAUGUCAUGCUCAAUGCAAAACACUGGGAACCGUAAGAUGUGAUUACAUACAUGAGUUGGAUAAUUGUUUUGUAUUUUUUGUUGUUGUAUAUUAUUACCAGAAACAAAAUGUGCGUGAAAUGCAUAGGAGGAUAUGGUUACACAUUAGGCUGUAAACAGAAAGAAAGUAAAUUAACUUUUAGGGAGUCAAACUGGGCUCUCUGUACCCUAUAUGUUGUAGGACUACAGCUCCCGUAUUACUCUGCCACCCUGUGGGAUUAUGGGAGUUGUAGUUCGGCAACAGGUGGGCAUAUUAUAACCCUUAGUGCAGACUAUGCAACUGUUGACCUUCUACCAUCUGCUAAUGUUUUUUGCACUUUGCAUAUUCACAGGUGUGGAUCAGCAGUGACAGUAACAGUCCCGAGGCUGCUGAUCAGUGGACUGAUACAAUCCACAACCCAGAGAAGGUGGUGACCAAAUGGCAUAAACUGAAUCCUUCUUGAAAUUGUGAGAAACCAGAGGGAAAUACCUGGAUCUAGGGACACUGCACAUUACUGGCUGGAUGAGUGCUUUAAGACAUUGGAUUUCAUAAAUGUGCGCAGGCUGUGCUAGACUGUGGGAUCUAACCAUACUAUUUCCUCUCUACACUUGGAAGGACAUACUGCUUAUAAUAAAGCAUGGAUCGCAAUCAAUAAUUAAUACACCAACAAUUCAGGUUUGGGGGACAGUGGUGCGAUUUGGGAAUACAAACUUGAAAUUCUCAAUUUGGCCUUCCGACCCGUCUUUCCUGUAACAGUGUAAUUUUCUACCUUCUCAUCUCUCACGUUCUAGAUCAGAUCAGAGGUUGGCAACCUUCGACACUCCAGGUACAUCUCCCACAAUGCCAUAAAGCUAAAAAAGCAUCAAGGGAUACAUAGUCGGCAACAUCCGGAGUUUCGAAGGUUGCCUAUCCCUGUUCUAGGCUUAUAAUGAGCAGGAUAAACAUGCGUGGUAUUUUUCUAGCUCAAAUUAUUUACUAUGACAUUUAACAUGAGAAGUCAUCCCAUUUCAUGCAAAUGUAUAGACAUAAAAUAAAUGAAGUGUGUUGUGCAAAGCAAAAAAAUAAGUAUAAUUCAAAAGAAAUGCGACCGUGAACAAGUACUGCUUUUGUUGGCAUAUAUUCAAAUUAAAUGUUGUAAUAUACUUUUAGACUGGAUCCACUCACGUGGACAAAACUAUUCCGUCAUCUAAGACAAAUGCAGAUUCACAGUACAGUAUUUGUAACAGAUAUAUUGUAAAUUGGGUUAAAAAAACAACAACUUGCUAAAACAAAUGAUAAAGGAACCCAAUAUAUUCCUUGAUUUAAUAUCUUGGAUGAGCUUUUCACGUUAUUUAAUAUUUAUUUAAUAAUUAUCUUUUCAAAAUACUGAUAUAUAAAAAAAAAAACAUUAACAUUUUAAAAUAGUUUUCAACAAUUAAAUCAUUUUAAAAGCUUAUUCAAAAAUAUUAAAUUGAGGCCAUAGGGAAACUCACAAAUGCAUAUUCUUGCCUGGCUCACCUAACUUGAGUUCUUGGACAACUAGCCUAGUCUGUCUUGUUUUACUUACUACAUGAAUGGCUUCAUCAAGAUGUAUGUCAAUAAAUGCUAACAAAAGAAGUACAUAUUCAUUUUAAAGAUAGAAUGAAAAAGAGAAAGAAAUAUAUAAUGUUAUGCCUAUAUGAAAAAAUUUGAAUUUGAGAAGUCUACCAUAUUCCCAAAAUGAGAUCUAAACAGUUACUGAUUUCCUAGGCACGUUUUGUUUGCAUGAACUCAAAUUCUUCUUUUUGGCCAAUAUAUGAAGUUCUUUAAGAAAUGUAGCAUUCCGUCAUGUCUGUGGUCAGAUUUGAGUUCCAGGAGUUACUAUUUACUAUGGAUACCAUGGAAUCACGGCAGUUCUGUACAGAAUCAUGUGAGGCAAUGUACGUUCAUGAGCAGAGAAAGUGCUAUGGUAACUUAAGCCUGAAUAAAUAUACCACCUUCAGCUGAGAGUGAAAAAAGGAGCAUUUUCAGGAAUACCCAUAGCAAAUCUUUUAUAUCCCAACUUGGGAAUGUAGUGAACCUGCCUGAAAAAGAGGGGGAAACAAAUAAGCUUUUUUCCUUUUUAUCUUACAUUACAUUUACAGUAGUAUGUGCAUCCAUAUAUGUAUAUAUGCAAGAUGCAUACUUUUUCUUUUUUACGUUAGUUGUCCACGGUUUUCCAUAAGUGCUCUGUAUCACUCUGCAGUAGCAAAUUCACAAAACUUUUAUUAGAAAUGGGUUCAUUUAGACUAUUUUAGCCCUGAAUUGUUUGCUUUUGUUGUAGCAUAAUGUGUACGGUUUAACGUGUUCAACUUUUAAUGACAUUAUAAUACCCUAAAUUAUAUUAAUUUUAUUUUGCUGGUAAUUCAGUUUUUUUCCUCAAUCUACGCAGCUACACAGACUCCUAUGGGAGUUAAUAAUCUGUAUCAGACAGACAGUGUAUUUACCAGGUUAUUUCAAUUAUGGUCAGUGGUCCCUUUCAAAAAGAUGAAUGUUUAUUUGUACAUUUAUAUAGAUAAGUUGCUGAUACUUUAAUACAUUCAAUAUUUCACGAUUUGUCAACCAUGUUGGAUCCCAUAACGUCACUUUAGGAUGCACUGCCUGUAUGAAGAGGUGGGUUAAUGUGAGCCUACAAUUUUGACCCCAUUUGUCCAUGUGGAGACUUGGUAUGGGGAUUUUUCAUGUAUCCAGUACUAAUGUUAGGACAGCAAGUUUUUUUUCUAAAAUGUGGUUUCAUUGAGUAUUCCACUCAGAUACCAUUUAGUGGCAGAUGUAUGGUGGGCCCAGGGUGGUAAAUGCCCCCUGCCCAACAGAGAAGUAGGAAAGAGGAAAAUGGCGAGAAUGGGGAAGAUGAAGAAACAUGAGUUGACUAGAGGAAUGGCAUAGCAAUAACAUUUACAGCAAUGUAUAGAACAGGGAAAGGUAACCUUCGGCACUCCAGAUGUUGUGGACUACAUCACCCAGCCCUUACACACAUAAUGCUGGCAAAGUAUCGUGGGAAGUGUAGUCCAAAACAUCUGCAGUGCCGAAGGUUGCCUAUGCCUGGUAUAGAAGAUGCUAUGUGCUGGAUUUCAAAUCUUUUUUCCUACAAUGCACAAUUUGCCUUGUUUCUCAAAGAAAAGUUGCUUUGCCAGUUGACUUGCCAAUGUAGUAUUACUGGAAAACAAAAGUGCUGACAAAAAUCAAUAUGAAAUAAAAAUAGUUAACUGAUGUAUUUGUAGUAUGAAAUUAUAGAUUGUAAGCUUCUGGGUUCCAGAGAUAAUAGUCAUUAAAUAUAUUUGUCAUUCCUUUUGAUAUUUAAUGUGUUGCCAGUCAGCCUAAAGAUGCCAGGAUUAAAAAUACUGCUUUAUUUUACCAGAUUUUCUCAAGAAUUGUUUGGUUAAUAAUGUAAUGUGUAAUGUUUUGAUUUUUUCACAACCACACUGUUUUAUUCCAUUUCAUCUUGGCCACAAAGGGUGUGCCUUGGCUUAUUGCCAGAUGCGGUUUUGUGGAUUUUUUAUUAAUCUUUGAUUAAGAUUAAACAAACUUCCUGAAUUUUUGCUGAAUGGCUUAUCUGAAAAACAAUUAGUUUGUCAUUCGACCAAAUGAUUUGGUAAUUUGUUAUAAUAUGUAAAAUUUUCUAAAUCGUGUUUAUCUAGUUCUCAGUUUUCAGUUGGUUUAAACCUUAUCCUGACCUCACCAGUCUGUGUUCCCGUCACACGACGCUCACUUUUUCACUGUUACCUGCAAUAGAUCUUCACCAUUCACUCUUCUAUGACCCUUACCUUUCAAGGUGGCAUCUUACCUCCUCCUAAUACAUAAUUUGCUUCUACUUUUACCUGACUUAUAACAUCCACUGUUACAGCCAACCGAUCUUCACAGGACUCUCGCUGGUCCCUAUUAAUUCAAUCUGACCAUCAUUAUUUGUUUUAUACAUUGUAUAACUCAUAUUUCACUGUUGAAUCCAAUCAACCCUCACUAUUAUCUGGUACCAUCACCCAAUUCUAGUCAUCCACUCUUACUUCCACUUGACCAACAUUAUUAUUUAUUAUGUCCACCUGAUCUUCACAACUGUAUCUUACUGUUUAAACCCGCACCAUUCGCUGUUAUUUCCUGACCACUAUCAACCACACUUACCUCCACCUAAUUCACUGUUGCCACCAUCUGACCUGAUAUCACUGUUAUCUCCUUCGGAUUCCAUUGUGCCAAUAUGCAUAUAUUGUAACUGUGUGCAAUUAGAGUUGAAAUAGUGACACAUUAUAAAAAUGGACUUUUACCUUUACAGCCACAUUAAACAUUUGUAUUUCUUUAUUAGAGUGCACACCCUCCGGUUAAACAGAUGUGGCAUGCCAUAACUCCUGGGAAUUCCUCCAUGCCAUCUCACAAUCUAGGUCCAUGUGCAAUAACCAUGAGCUUUCAGAACUUGGAGACAAACAUCUAUUGUAGUACUAUGACACCCAUAAUUCCUUGCCUGGCAAAGCAUCAUCAAAGUUAUAGUUCUAAUCUACAGCAGGAAUCAAGAAAUGUGGUCCCCAAAUGUUGAUGGCCUGCAACUCCCAGAAUUCUUUGAAUGCAAUACAUGGCCAGAGAAUUAUGGGAAUUGUAGUUAAGCAACAUCUGGGUGGACAAAGUUUGAGAAGCCUGAUCUAGAGGACUUCCACUUGUGAUGUGAAUAUUAUAUCCUGAAAUCAGAAACUAAUCAGUGUCAUUCCUCUUUAAUUUAUUAACACUAGUAACUGUAUUGUGUUUUUGUGCUCUCCUCCUUAAGGCUUGCUUGGAGACGAGAGAAAAUUCAAUGUACUAUUCCUGAUUAAAUAACAAUGUCAGAAUAAUUCUGUUACUAGUGGAACUUAAAUAAAGGUUAAGCCCUGAGGGAUGGAACAUCUUGAUUUGAGUGUUUUGUUUGACUCAUUCAAGGGGAUUGAAUGUUUGCACAGCUCAGUAUCUGAGACAAUAUAGACAGUUUGGCCGACAAAAGAAAACUGAUGGAGGGAGAGCCGGUGGAAAGUUCUGAGGCGGGACACAGGUAGACUUGCCAGUUCAGAUGCAAGUGUCAGAUUGCAGAUAUAGUGCUAGUACAUAGUGUGAGUAUAGACUCAAAAGGUUCAAAAUGGAUAUAGGUGCUAGAACAGCUAGAACAGAGUGUGUGUACAGACUCAAUGGGUAGAAUUCCAAGAGAAGUGCUGGUAUGGAGUGUGGGUACAGACUAAAUGGGUAGGGUGCCAAGAGAUGUGCUGGUAUGGAGUGUGGAGGGUGCCGAUAGAGCUGUUGUUUAGAGGUUGGGUACAGAUUCAAGGGUUAGGGUAGAGAGAAGGAGAUGUGCUAGAACAGAGCUCAGGUACAGACUCAAGGGAUAGGGUGCAGAUAGACGUUCUGGUACAGAGUGUGGGUACAGACUCAAGGGAUACGGUGCAGAUAGACGUUCUGGUGCAGAUUGUGGGUACACACUCAAGGGAUAGGGUGCAGAGAGACGUUCUGGUGCAGAGUGUGGGUACACACUCAAGGGAUAGGGUGCAGAUAGACCUUCCGGUGCAGAGUGCGGGUACAGACUCAAGGGAUAGGGUGCAGAGAGACAUUCUGGUGCAGAGUGUGGGUACAGACUCAAGGGAUAGGGUGCAGAUAGACGUUCCGGUGCAGAGUGUGGGUACCGACUCAAGGGAUAGGGUGCAGAUAGACGUUCCGGUGCAGAGGGUUGGUACAGACUCAAGGGAUAGGGUGCAGAUAGACGUUCUGGUGCAGAGUGUGGGUACAGACUCAAGGGAUAGAGUGCAGACAGACGUUCCGGUGCAGAGGGUGGGUACAGACUCAAGGGAUAGGGUGCAGAUAGAUGUUCCGGUGCAGGGGUUGGGUACAGACUCAGGGAAUAGGGUACAGAUAGACAUUCUGGUGCAGAAUGUGGGUACAGACUCAAGGGGC